This is a messenger RNA of Pelobates cultripes (western spadefoot toad), 60711 nucleotides long. The record is from the annotation of a GenBank genome assembly. Lineage: Eukaryota; Metazoa; Chordata; Amphibia; Anura; Pelobatidae.
CUAGACUCCUCUCUCCUCCUCUCUUUCACUGGCAGAUGCUCUCCCCAUCAUCCUCUCUUGGUAUUACUUUAAGCUCUCCGAGAUCUGUAUCUCCCUUCUGCUCCCUGCCUUUUACAAGGCAACAGCGCAGUGCCUUGUGCCCAUCUGAUUCCCUAUCUCAAUAUGAAAGUCCUUACCAUAUCAUCCAGAGAGAUUAUGCCAUGAUGACCAACUGGUUGCCUCCAACAUCUAGACCACUGUUUUACACAGGCUGCUGAAUUAGGUAAGAUGCUAAAAUAAUUAUUUUUGAGCAGGCAAGCAUUAAAUGUUUUUUGGAUAUUUAUUUAUUUAGUAUAUAUUCGAAGAAAGAAAUGUGCGUCCAAUCAAAACAUCAUCUAUAUACCAUUACCUGCACUUAGUACCUAACAAUCUGCUAGGUGUCGUAUAGGGAAAGUUCUCAAAUGUGAAAGCAGACUUUCCUAUUAUCUGAUGUAGUCAUUGUCUAGUGUGUUAUGGUCAUGUAUUAGUAGCAUCUAAGAAACAUGGGCCACAAAUAAAGGACUUGAUAUUUGUACCUGAAUAGAUCCACAUAGUGUAUUUAGUACGAGAACGUGGACACUGCAGUACUAGGCUAUAGUAGCAUGAAAAUUUAAAUAAACGCAGUUUGUAACUUGUUACAAAUAGUCGAUUCUUGCUUCAGGGUAUCCAGUAGGUCACUAAUGGUAGCAGCAGAUACACAGUACAGAAUUAUGUAUUUGCGCAUUCUGUAGUAAUAAAAAAUGUUUCUGAUCCACAAUGGAUCAAUAUGAUAUUGCACCCAAGAAAUGCCUAAAUUAUAGCAGUAUAUGAGAUAUCCAAACCAAAUAAAUUAAUUACACUUCCUAUACCAAGUCAGGAAGUAAGAUUUGACCAGCACUGUUUACACCUAUUGUCUGAUGUGCAGAUAUAUAAUGGUUGUAUAUUAUUAAUCCUAUUCUUAUUGAUAUUUUCAUAGUUGGAAAGCCUAUUCCAAAUAUACAAUACAAUCUAUGCUGCACAUAGAUUUUGGUAUUUAAAGCACAGAUAAUACCAACAGUUACAAAGGCCGGAAAAAAACUUGCAUCCGUCAAGUUCAGCCUUUCUCACAUCAGUUUUUGCUGUUGAUCCAAAAUAAGGCAAAAAAUAAAAAUAAAAUCGUUUUGAAGGGCAUUCCAGUUUUGCAACAAACUAAGAAAAUAAAUCAUUGUUGACCCCAGAAUGGCAGUCAGAUUUCUGCAUGGAUUAAGAAUCUGGUCUGAAGAAUGUUUGAAGAAUGUCUCUGUGUGUGUAGAAAACUAUAUAAGUGGGUUAUAUACAAAUGAUUGUUACAUAAAAGUUACUUAAAACAGAAAAACUGUAAAGCUUUUUUGCUUUGUUCUUGUCGUUUGGUUUGCAGUUUUUCUUUUUGUUUUUUUAGUAAUGUCCAAAUUUUUAUCAAAUACAUCCUUGCCAAGCGAGCAUAAUAAACAUACACAAUACAAGCAUUAGGCUAGAUGACAUACUAGCCUGAAUUUCACAUUUAAGCUUCUUCUAGCUCAUACACAAUUAGCUGUGCCAUUAUCACUCUUACACAUCAGACUGUCUGCCUCCCAUCUUACACUGGCAUGCCAUUCAUGUGUCACAUGUAUAAUGCUGGCCUCCAGAUGAUCUUGUCACACUCACAGAAUUCCUGUGUGGCACACUCAGUCAUCACACAGGAGGGGGUGACACAUCUACAGCUCCAUGAGAGAUAAUCUGCAGGAUAACAAGUCAUUAGUGACAGCAACAAUCUGUGAGCAGCCAUUGGGAGAUUAUCACAGCAAUAUACAGUAUGUUGCAAAGACAGGAGCUGGAUUUUACAUUGCUACCUAGCAAAAACAAAUAAAAAAAAUCCCAACUAUCACACAUUUUGUUAUUUCGUGCUACCUUGAACAUGUCGUUAUGCCAAAUAUCCACUAGAAAAUCACUGUUUUCAGUUAUCCUAUUAUGAAUAAAAUUUGGAAUUCACAAUUCCAGACAAUUUAGUAUUUAGUAUUUAGUCAGUGAGAAACUCUACAUGAUUUGUCCACUGACUGGCUAGGGCACACAAUAAUAAUUGCUUUUAGAAUCUAACAAACACUGAUGCAGCUUUCAGGUGUCAGAGAGUGUACAGCAUUAUGUAAAAAUAAACAGUGGCUUUAUAAUGUUAGCAGUAAUAUUUUUUUUAUUUUGAUUUUGUCAAUGAAGCAAAAGGUGGCCAGAUUACAGAUUUAGCAUUUUUGGAUUUUGUAAAUUAACCCUUUUUUAGAUUGCUGGAGUAUUAAAUGGACACUCCAAUGCCCAAAAACAAAAUAAAUAAAAAUAAUUGUUUAGUAGAUAUACCCCAAAUGAAAGCAUACAUGCAUUUAAUUGUGCAUUUUUUUAUAUCUAAACCCAACUUGCAAAAACUUCUAUUGUCUUCUGCCUUUGCAAUCCCUCCCCUUCUAACCCCGUCCAGACUUUCUGUGGCUGUCCAAUCACAGACUGCCCAAUGCAGCUCAAUGAGAAGUCUUUGCAAGGCAGGUGCUCUGAGCAAUUGCUGCCUCUUCAGUUCAGUGCAAAUAAGCUAACCAAACUAGGAAUUAACAGGGCCUAUUGUCUGCUUGAAAAGCCAGGGGGGUGUAACCAGGUUAAUUUAUAAAAUUGUAAAUUUCUAUUGAAAUCUGCACUUUUACCAAAAUGAAAAAAAGAGGACACACUCUUCACACAUAAAGCUUUUCAGCUAGCUAAAGUGCUUUGGGGGUCUGCAGUAACCCUUUCAAAAUCUGAAUAUUUGUACUUAUUAACCUAGUCUUCAACAAUUAGGUGUUUGGGCUAUAACAAAUACAUAAUGUGCAGCUAAAACAGGCAGUUGCACAUUUUAAGCUUCCAUCUUAAAUUUUCUUACAAUGCCAUUCUCACAAAUGCAAGAGUAGCCAUUGGACCCAUAAAUGUGCAGUUGGAUUGGUUCGCAAAUCAAUAUACAUUAUUUAAAAAUAGAAUAAAGUUUCAUUGAAUGUAAUAAAUGUUUAUAAAAAUGAGAAGUGAAAUUUUUUGUCAGUUGUCCUUAAACAUUAGGGGGUUAAGGUCUUGUUACAAGGUGUUGGUAUUGGCAUAGGUGGAGUUACCUCCACAAACCAACUAAUGUGAUCGAGGAGGUAUUUCCCCUUUCUUACAAACAAACAUAUGCAAAGCUCCCUUCAAAAUGAUUAUACAUGGUGAAUGGCAUCAUUAAAGAAUGACUUUUGUCUCGGUCUCCUUUCACAGGAUUUUGUGUGUACCUUGUUAGGUCGGACUUUCGCACUGGACGCCAGGUGACCAUGGGCUUGCUGCCUUCCUCGGAGAUUCUCCUGUUGGCUUUAAGUUUGUCUGUCCAACUCACCUCAGGUAUUGUAGAGAGACAUUGACACAAUCUGGAAGCUCUUUGUGAAAGAGUAGACACGGUGUUACAUGGAAUAGUAUAAUAACAGUAUAGUUUUGCUGUUUAAAUGGCUUUUAAUAGUUCAUACUGGGGUUUGGAUAAGUGCAAGAUAAUGCAUCUUGGAUGUAAAAACCCAAGGGCAGAGUACAGAAUAUUUGAUAGAGUUCUAACCUCAACAUCUGAGGAAUGGGAUUUAAGGAUAAUUAUUUCUGAUGACUUAAAGGUAGGCAGACAAUGUAAUAGAGCAGCAGGAAAUGCUAGCAGAAUGCUUGGUUGUAUAGGGAGAGGUAUUAGCAGUAGAAAGAGGGAAGUACUCAUGCCAUUGUACAGAACACUGGUGAGACCUCACUUGGAGUAUUGUAUGCAGUACUGGAGACCGUAUCUUCAGAAGGAUAUUGAUACCUUAUGGAGAGUUCAGAGAAGGGCUACUAAACUGGCUCAUGGAUUGCAGGAUAAAACUUACCAGGAAAGGUUAAAGGAUCUUAACAUGUAUAGCUUGGAGGAAAGACGAGACAGGGGGAUAUGAUAGAAACAUUUAAAUACAUAAAGGGAACACAGUAAAGGAGGAGACUAAAUUUAAAAGAAAACUACCACAACAAGAGGACAUAGUCUUAAAUUAGAGGGACAAAGGUUUAAAAAUAAUAUCAGAAAGUAUUACUUUACUGAGAGGGUAGUGGAUGCAUGGAAUAGCCUUCCAGCUGAAGUGGUAGAGGUUAACACAGUAAAGGAGUUUAAGCGUGCGUGGGAUAGGCAUAAGGCUAUCCUAACUAUAAGAUAAGGCCAGGGAUUAAUGAAAGUAUUUAGAAAAUUGGGCAGACUAGAUGGGCCGAAUUGUUCUUAUAUGCCGUCACAUUCUAGGUUUCUAUGUUUGAUUGUUAGCACCCACUACUACAUUGAGUUCCAUCCACAACACAGUGAUAGGAGAUGGGGAUUUUACUUAUAAAAUGCUUACGUACUUUAUUCAAUAUCUCUACAGCAUUGCAUACAUUAUUAUACAGCAAAGGGUUCAUUUUGUGUUUUUAGGCUAUAAGUUUCUUUUUUUAUUUAUAAUUCUUUAUUGAGAAAAAAAAAUUCCCCCUUUUUUCUUCCCAUAUUUAACAAUUUAUAAAAGUUUAACAGUAGUUAUACAGUGAGGGGAAAAUGUAUUUGAUCACCUGCUGAUUUUGAACGUAUGUCCGCUGACAAAGAAAUGAUCAGUCUAUAAUUUUAAUGGUAGGUAUAUUUUUUUUUUAAUAGUUUAGGUGCUCGAUUAUCAUAAACAUUUGGGUGUUCAAUUCAAUUGUAAAUUAUAAACACGUUUAGUUCAAUAUCUUAAGAUCAGUGUUCAUGUUGAGUGUCAUCGUUUCCGUCUCUCGAUAUUGGUUUUAUUAUGCUUAUCUAUGCGUAAGAGAUGGACAUGCAUUUUGUUUAGUGAAAUCUGGUCUAAAUAAUCAUAGCAGAUAAUAGGCUAGACCGCAAGUUUACAUUUCAAGUUAUGCUAGGAACCUUGGCAUUACGUGUUAGACAAUUUCUUUGCGUAACAUGCGGGACAUGUGAGUAACAUGCACAGUUUUUAAGGUAUAGAGUAAGUAUAUAUGAUAAACAAGCUUGAGCAAUGCAGUUGCUAGUCUAUGACUGAUGCAGGUAAUGCUGGUUUGCAACGCAAAUUACUUAGACAGGCUAGUGCUAUUAAAGCAUAUAAUGACAUUCAGGCUAGGUCUCAUGCAGUUUACUUUAGAAAAGUUGGUGUAGUCUACAGUAGGGCUACUUUAACUAAAGCAAAUGGUCACACCGGUUAGUUAAGUAUAUCGAUAGGUAAAAGCUUAAAGCAUGCGUUCAUUUAUCCACCCCAGGUUAACUCCCCGCCAGCUAGAUAAGAAUCAGUGUCUGUGUGCUGUGAGGCUUGCUUAUGAAGUGUGGUGGCUACAGAGGGUCAAAAGCUUGGGAACUGCCAUGUGAGGCACAGUCCAGGCAAGUAGCAGAGUGAUAGUCCCCUUGUGGAGUACUUGCGAGUUGUUGCAGUGUCUGCCUCGGGUGGGAGUCAAAUCCCUGCGGCUAUGUUGUUUUCAGGGUGACCUCGCAGCUGCAGGCUUUCGGUCCGUGUGAAUAGGCUUCCUCGCGGUGCUCUAAGAGGCUCAAUGUGCAGUGCUUCGUCGCUGGGGCCAUGUCUCUCUCUUCGAGGAACCACUCUGUGAGUGCUCGUGGGUGUGCCUGAGUAGUAGAUCGCUGGUAUCGAUCUCAGCUUUAUUGCUUUGUAUUAGGCUUGUAGAAUAACAGUGGGUGCUGUUCUCUUUAGCUGUGCAGUAUUCCUCACUUUUGAGCUGGUGUCAGUUCAAUCGCUCUAGCAGCUCGCGCACAUGGCGGCGGCCAUCUUGUGGACUGGCGCCUGUGUGUUGUUCCCCGCCAGGGUGGUUGAAUAAGCCCAGGUUGGUGCACUGGAUAGUGCUGCUGCAGAUUGGGAUGACCCCCCCGGGGGGGGACUAGCCGCCGGCCAGGAGACCCGGGAGGGCGGCCGUCCCUUCCCAGCUCAAGCCCCAACGAGCUCUGAGCCCAGCCGGAUUACUGUCGGUGCCGGACAGGCUCCCUUGAGGUAUCCCCGUUCUCCCCAGUGACUUGGGGUCUGUGUGGUCAUCGGUGGGGUUUGCCGGUCGCGGUUAACCUCCAAUUUGCGCCGACCUACGGCCCUGGAGCGGGAGCUCAGACAGAAGACGUCUGAUCCUGUCGGCGGCCAGGCCCCGCCCCCAAUGGUAGGUAUAUUUUAACAGUGAGAGACGGAAUAACAAAAAAAAAUCCUGAAAAACGCAUGUCUAAAAAGUUAUAAAUUGAUAUGCAUGUCAAUGAGUGAAAUAAGAAUUUUAUCCCCUAUUAAUAAGCAAGAUUUCUGGCUCCCAGGUGUCUUUUAUACAGGUAACGAGUUGAGAUUAGGAGGACUCUCUUAAAGGAAGUGCUCCUAAUCUCAGCUUGUUACCUCUAUAAAAGACACCUGUCCACAGAAGCAAUCAAUCAAUCAGAUUCCAAACUCUCCACGAUGGCCAAGACCAAAGAACUGCCCAAGGAUGUCAAGGACAAGAUUGUAGACCUACACAAGGCUGGAAUAGUGUCAGGACUCAAUGAGACCCAACCCGCAGGAUAUAAUAGAAAAACGUAUACCGGACCUUAGAGUGGCUGGACUCUAUGUUAGACAGCUAGAGAAUAGUCAAGAACAAGCCAGGGUCGAGUGAGCCAGAAAUCACGAAAACGAGCGUUGGAACUGCUGGAGUGGUGACUGGAAGCAGGAACACGGCCAGAAAUGUGAGUGAGCAUUACAAAUGGGCUACAAGACAAUCGCCAAGCAGCUUGGUGAGAAGGUGACAACAGUUGGUGCGAUUUUUCACAAAUGGAAGAAACACAAAAUAACGUUCAGUCUCCCUCGGUCUGGUGCUCCAUGCAAGAUCUCACCUCGUGGAGUUUCAAUUAUCAUGAGAACGGUGAGGAAUCGGCCAAUAACUACAAGGGACGUACUCUCAAUGGGAUUGUUCUGUAUAGAUAGAUUUUUUGGGAAUUUACUAUGCAAAUCCGACCAAGCCACGAUAUCUCCAAUCCUUUCCGAAUGGAAAGAUAUGAUGAGAGAGUGUUUAACAUUUUCCUAUAAUUAAAUUAUAAUAUAUUACUAAUAUCUAAGUUGAUCUUAAUACCUAAGUAGUCUAUAUAAGUUUUAUUCCAAUUUAAAUAUUUCGUGUUUGAGAUUUUUGAAAGUUACUGUUAUAAUUUGCCAUAUUCGUUAACCCCUUAAGGAUGGCGGGCGUACUAUGCUGUCCUUUGAAAGGGUGGCUCUAAACGCUGGAGGGCGGCAUAGUAUGCCCAGCCGUCCUCCUGGCCCCUUACACUUGACUGGACCAGCAAUCCGCAGCGAUCCUGGUCCGGGGGACUGCUGGGGUCUCGUGUCUCCAGGACCAUGUGAUCACGCUGAUCACAUGGCCACAAUAGGAGUCAAUGGAGCUGCCUGCAGGGGGCCUGUCUGAGCUGUCAGGAAGUCCCUCUGGCUGCAAAAAGUAAAAAAUUAAAAAUCAAAUUAAUAUAUUAUACAUUAUAUAAAGCAUUUUAUAAUAUAUUAAACAUAUAUAAUACAUGUACAGCAUGUUUCCAAAUCCUGUAGAUGCUAUCUUAAAAACAUAGCCCACAUCCGCCCCUUUCUUACGUAAGAUGCUACUAAAGACUUGUCCAUGCUCUAGCAAUUUCCCGCAUGGAUUAUUGUAACCCUCUCCUACUUGGUCUUCCCAAAAACCGUACUGUCCCGCUACAGUUUAUAAUGAAUGCUGCUACGAGACUGAUUUUCCUCUCUAGUCGGUCCUCUCACACUUCACCUCUCUGUCAGUUGGCUUCCUGUAUCCUAUAGGAGUCAAUUCAAAGUGCUAACCCAUACCUAUAAAGCACUGACCAAUUCUAGCCCCUCUUUAUCUCAUCACAGAUCCAUAGGUAUUCUUGGUCUCUCCAUUCUGCCUGUGACCUUCUCCUAUCCGCUGCUCGCACACGUACGGCUAACUCGCGCUUGCAGGACUUCUCUCAGACGGCUCCCUUCCUGUGGAAUACCCUGCCUAGCGCCAUCAGACUCUCCCCUAGUCUUCAAUCAUUUAAGAAGUGCCUUAAAACCCAUCUCUUUAGGAAAGCUUAUGGCCUCCCAGAGUAACCUCUACCUUACAUACCUGUCUCUUGCUCUCUCCUAAAGGGCGACACUCUCUACUCUCUCGUCCAGCUCUGCUUCACUCCCACCUUAUUUGAUGGAUAUUUCCUUUCCUAAUGUGUUUUAUACCCCACCUCGUAUAGACUGUGAGCUCGUUUUAGAAGGGCAUUCUUCAACCUAUCGUUCCUGUAAAUUUUCUUGUAAUUGUCCUAUUUAUAGUUAAUUCCCCCGUCUAAUAAUAUUGUAAAGCGCUACGGAAUCUGUUGGCGCUAUAUAAAUGGUGAGGAGAAUAAUAAUAAUAAAAAUAAUAAUAAUCUCUCCCAGUCUCAGCGAGUGUCUGUGAACGCCCAGGUCAUUUGUUUUAAUGUUCCGUUAAACCGUUCGCAGAGACUGUUGAACUGGGGGUGGUAAGGGAAGCUCCCAAUCGACUUAAUGCCGCAAGGCCUCCAGAGGUGGUGUGUGACUUCUGCCGUGAACUGGGUGCCCUGAUCCGACACUAUCUCCUGGGGAAAUCCCAUGCGGGAUAAAAUUUGCAUCAGGGCCUCUAUUGUUUCCACAUGGAUGUCGGUCAACGCCACCGCCUCUGGGGACCUGGUAGCGUAGUCCACCACCAUCAAGAUAUAUUUCUUGCCGGUGGGGCAAGGCUUAGCUUAGGGUACCACCAGGUCUACUGCUAUUCAGCUAAACGGUUCCUCAAUUACAGGGAGAGGGUGGAGCUUGGCUGUGUGGCGUGCUCUCCUCUUACCUACUCUCUGGCAAGUAUCGCAUGUUUGGCAAUACCACCUAAUAUCCUGAGAAAUUCCAGGCCAAAAUAAAUUUUGGGUAAGCGGAUAUCUGGUUCAGCUCACCCCUAAAUUCCCGUAGCAGCUCCUGCCGGUACUUCUGGUGUAACACUAACUGCUUAGUGGGGAUCAGUUCCGACCUGGCCACUACCCUCUCAGACUCCCUCUACAACAGUCCCUUAUCCCACACAUACCUCUCCCCCUCUAACCCUGCCUGACUAGAGGUGACCCUAUCCCUGUAUACCUGUAACGUGGGGUCUGUGGUCACCUCUUUCCCAAACUCAUUGGGAGUAGCCCAGGGCAAACACUCAAAGGGUGGGGAUGGGUCUCUUACCUAAGCCUCUAGGUGUGAGCUGUGGUCUUGGGUGGGGGCCUGUUGCUUGGUGGCUACCGGGUACAAUUCCUCCGGUUGUACCUGGGGCUCAAAAGCUGAUGUGAGUCUCCCCAGGUGAUUUCCCAACAGUACUUCAGCCGGGAACUCUGGCAUCAACCCCACCUCCACUACUCCAGACCCCGCUUCCCAAUUCAAAUGUACCCGGGCAGUAGGUAGCCAGUAUACUGCUCCCCCGGCUACCCGUACUGCCACCGUAUUCUUGGUCUUUGCAGUGCCCGGCACCAAGUGGCUUUUUACCAGGGUUAAAGUAGCUCCCGUGUCACAGAGCCCACAGAUUAUGGUCAGCCGAUGAUGUUGGCAGUUAUCUGCUUUGGCCAGUAGUAGGUCCACUUCACGCAGGACUUGCCAGUGCUCUAGGAAUGGUGCAGGGGUGGCAUACUUGGUGUGAGACUCUGCCUGGUAGUAGUGCGCUGCUGCUCUGGUGGGUGGUGGUGGCCCCGGGCGGAUACAUGGAGCCGGUCUCGGUUCUGGGGGCAAUCCCUGUGCAUAUGCCCCAUGUUUUUACAGAUGUGUCUCUGGACUUGGUUUUGCGGGUGGAAGCAAGGCUGUGGGGCAGUAGCAUUAUUAAAUUGCCUGGGAGCUGCCAGUGGACCAGGAGGUGCUGCUGCAGGUCUGAAGAAGGGUCUGGACUAGACCGGUCUCUGCUGUCAGCGGGCAUUUAUAUAUUCAUCGGCGCGCCUUGCUGCUUCGGUGAUGGAAGUGGGGUUGCUGUCCCUUACCCACUCCUGGAUGUCUGGUGCCAGCCUGUUAAAGAAUUGUUCCAUCAAAACCAAUUGUAACAAGUCUUCCAUUGUGCGGGCCUUAUGUGCUUGUACCCACCCAAGAGCGCCUUGGUGCAGCCGGCAGGCUCAUUCAGCAUGCAAGUCUUUGUCCGACAUUUUUCAUGUCUCUAAACCGCCUUUGGUAUGCCUCUGGUGUGAUGGCAUACCUGGCGAGUAUCACCUCUUUUACCCAGCCAUAAUUCAAGAUUUCCUGGUCUGGGACAGUGCGGCAAGCCUCUGCUGCUCUCCCUGAUAGUCGGCUUGCCAAUAGGGGAACCCAUUCCUCAACAUCAAUUUUAUGUAGGGUACAUUUUCUUUCAAAAUCCUGGAGGAAUGCAUCAAUAUCUUCCUCCGCCUCUACAUAGUUUUUAAAUGCAUUAUAGGGUAUUUUGGGCUUACCCUCUUGCACCACUGUCACUGCUUGGGCUCUUUCAGGGUUUUGUUGAUCCCUUUGCCUUAGCACGAACUCCUGGACCUCCGACAUGGUUCGUGCAAUAAUGUCUGUAAAUGGGCUUUCGCUUUAAAAAGACAACUAAAAUUGUAAUUCCCUUUGGAGAUCCGUCUGUUCCCAUUUGUGUACCGAACUAUUAUUUGUUUGGAAUUCCACCAUUACUUCAGCAACGGGGGUAGCCUUUUUCUUGCUGCUCGCUGAUAUCCCUCUUGCCUCUAGGAGAUGCUUUAGCGUGGAUCGUUUCAGGAUGGAGUAGUCAAUCUCCAUCCACGGUCCAUCUGGCACUGCUAUAUCCACUGGUUCUUGUUCCUCUGUGAGCUCUGGAUCCUGACGCUGCCUAACAAUGUUGCCAAGCCCUAGUCCUAGCAGGGACUCUCCUCCGCUGGUUACACCAAAGUACAGUCAGGAACAAGUAAAAUUAUCCAAUACAACAGUCAGGCACAUCAAAAUAAUCAAAGUAAUUUCCCACCUGGGGGUAUAACUGAAUUUUAUUCACACAUACACUGCUUUUAUGCCAUCUCCCAUGCAACUUGUCUCACAGGCAGAAAAUGCAAGGGUUUCAAUAAUUGCCUGAGUAAACUCCUUCAAUUUAAUUAUCUCUCAAGCACAAAAAAUCCCCCAAAUAUCCCGUAACCUAAAAAUUCCCCAACCAUUCAUAGGAACCCCACAAAAAAGUAUCUUCCCUGAUAGCCCUAAUCUGAGUGACCAACAUAUCCAAGAAUCACUCAGAUCGGUUUGGUAGAACGGAAAUGGCAUCCUGUGAAAGAUUUGAUCCGCCAGACACAAGGUGAUAGCUGAAAAUAGUUCCAGGAGAAUAGGUGCUCUGGCCGGUUUCUGUUUGUGAGGUUCCUGUGUGAAAACCAUACAAGGGAAUCUCUUGCUUUCAUGAUAUGAAUGCUCCCCCUGUUCAGUACUCUAUAUCUCCUGAACGCCGUUCGCGUAGAUGGUCGGGAACAGAAAUGGGUAGCGUUCGACAGUUUACUGGUGUUCGCGCGAGUGCCAAGCCAAAAAUAGUUCUAGGCACUCGACAACCAAGUACUGCUGCCCUCAUUCGGGAGACAGGAUAGCCGCCAUUCUCCCAGCCACAUGUUCAGUUAUCCGAAAUGGUGGCCACCCCAGAGAAGCACUCAUUAAUUGUUUCCCUUGUGGUUUCGCACUUAAGUGGUUGGUGUUAACGUUCCCUGUUCGGAAAACGAAUGGAUUCUGUUCGUAUGAAGUCUCCCGAGCGGCCAAAAAAGAACCAAUCAAAAUAACCGGGGCAAAACACACAAAAUAAUAGGGGGAUGAUACGGACAGCCAACAUAUGGGAUAAAAAGUAGCUUUCAGAUGUCCAUUCCGCUACAGUAAGUACAUAAAGUAAGGGUGCCAAAGGGCAGCCUUAAUGGGUGCCGUUCGAGAUGAUAAACCACUCGGAUUCGAAUAGUGGGCCCGUAACUUUAGCUUUAGGAUUAGAAUAUAAAGCCAUAAUAUUAUCCUUAAUCCAGCUUGUGAAAAAAACUCUCCAGGACAGAGUCCAAAUAGCUCCACCCCACUCUAUUGAAGGCUUAUUCUGCAUCAAGAGCCUAAAUGGCCAUCCCUGUUUUAGUUAGUUCUGUUUUGUGAAUUAUAUUUAUUAUUUUACGGGUGUUAUCUAUUGGAUUUCUAUCCAAGACAAAUCCCGAUUGAUCUUUAUGAAUAACUUGUGGAAUUAUCAAUUUGAGUCGAUUGGCUAAAAUCUUUGAGAAUAUCUUUACGUCUACAUUUAUUAGUGAUAUUGGUCUAUAAUUCGAAAUAGACAAGGGAUCUUUACCUGGUUUUAAGAUCGGAGGUACCAUGGCCUGGAGCAUCUCAUUUGUGAUAACAUUAAUUGAGAAAUCAUGGAAUGUCCUAAAAAGUAUAGCCAAUGGAGUCACUAUGGGGGCCAGAGGGGGCCAUAGCCCCCCUUACAUAAUGCAGUGCCCCCCACUUGUGCUCCCCUAAUUAAAAUUGAAGUCGGGAGAACUGCAUCUCCCUACACAAGCUGAAGCAGCAGCACUGUCACUGUGGAUCCCUUCUCCCAUAAGCAGCCAAAGGGGGCACUGUGCUGGGAGGACUUCCUCCUGGGUCAUAGAGAGCAGUGCAGAGGAGAGGAAGCUCAGAUCUGCACAGAGGCAUCCGGGCAGCUGCUGGUAAGAGUGAGUCAGUGUGUGUGGUUCAGUCUCUGUAUGUGUGGGGAGGGGGAGUCUGUGUAGGUGUAUGGCUCUGUCUGUGUGUGUGUGUGUGUGUAUGGGUCAGUCUGUGUGUGGGGGUGGGGGUUCAGUCUGUGUGUGUGGGGGUCAAUUUGUGUCUAUGGGUCAUUCUGUGUGGAGUGGGUCAGUCUGUGGGGAUGGGGGUUCAGUCUGUGUGUGUGGGGGUCAGUUUGUGUGUAUGGGUCAGUCUGUGUGGGGGGGGUCAGUCUGUGUGUGUGUGUAUGGGUCAGUCUGUGUGUGUGUAUGGGUCUGUUUGUGUAUGUGUAUGGGUCAGUCUCAAUAAGUGCUUGAACUCCAAGAGAGAUACCUCUCAUCUUGUGACCUCCCUUGUACCCGAUGGAUAGGCAGGCUUUUCAACCACCACAGAUCUGAUUGUGCCACCCCCUCCCUGCAAGGUAAGAUGAGGGAAAUGGAAAUAUUCUUUUUUUUUUGUGAACAAUUAUUAAAGUAAAAAUUGUAAAGCUCUUCCCUAUCCCAAUCUCUACACCCCCUGAACACAGUACACCCCAACAAACAGUGAACCCCCCACAUACAGUACACUCCCACCAACACAGUGCACCCCUCACACACAUCAUCUUCUUUUCAACCACAUACACUUCUUGUAAAAUAAUUAAAAAUCGUCUCAUAAUUUUUGCUCUCUUUUUUUACAGGUCUAACCUCGGUUUCUGCACACCUCAACCGACUUUGUUCUUAUCAAAUUACAUUCAUUUUAACCAUACGUUCCACUAUUAUCCCGUACACAAAAAAAAAUAUAUAUAUAUAUAUCUACUUGAUAAGCACACAAUGCAACCCCAGUACACAUAUACUCACAAUGCAGCCCCUAGAUGCGCACGCACACACUUUACAGGCUCUUUCAGCGCACACACACAUUUUCUCACACUCUCACAAAUUGCUAUUUUUAUUUUAAUUUAAAUCCACCCAGCCUUUGGGAGAGCUGAAUGGAUCUUUCCCUGACGUCCAGUGUGUCUCCUCUCAGUCUUCCUGCAGUUUCUCUCUGCUCAUCUGCACGCUCUCUGUAGUGAUGCCGGGGCCAGAGUGACAUCAUAUCACUAAACAGCGCGCAAGGGAGCAGAGAGGAACUGAAGGAAGGUUACUGCACCUUCACGCUCUGCCUCCAUGCACCCUGCAGUGGCUGGCUUUAAUAUUUCCUGCGCGGCUUAGCAAGGGGCUAACAAAUGCCAGGCGCCAGGGCGAUAUGUCUAGUCGCCAUGGCAACCUGGCGCCUGGAAUUUGUCGAGUCCUGUGUAUGUAUAUGUGUGUAUAUGUAUAUAUAUUAAAAAAAAAUAUAUAUACACACACACACACGUUUUAUAACUGCCCCCCUACUUUUGUCCCCAGUCGCUCUAAGUAUGAAUCCUGGAGACGCCACUGAGUAUAGGUAUAAAUAUAUUUUAAUUUUUUUUUAAAUAAAAUAUAGAGAAGUAGUUGUCAGGGCCAGGAGCUUUAAAGGGUUUCAGGUCACAAAUUACUUUUUUAAUAUCUAUAUCUGAAAAUGAUCUAUUUAGAUUUUGUAACGAUUCUUAAUUAAUUUGGGGAAUUUCAAGACCACCUAAAAAUUCCACAGUCUUCGUUUUUGAGGGUGGAACGAUCUUUAAAUUGUAGAGGUUUUCAUAGUAAUGGGCAAAUGCCUUAGCAAUAUCUUUUGGGGAAUGAAAAAAAAAUAUUAUUUAUAAUUAGUCUGGAGAUAGUAUUCUGUUUCCUGUCUUCCGACUUUAUUGUUAUUAUGGUACCACUUUUGCUUCAAACGAAGGAUAGCUUUUUCGACUUGAGUUAAUACCUUGUUGUUUAUUUCCUUCCUGAUUUUAUCUAUUAAUUUAGUCCUUUCAGAACAGAUGUUAUUCAUGUUUAAUCUUUCAUUUUUAGCUAACUCAACUUGUAGACCUAGCAGCGAUUUCUGUUUGCAUUUCUUUUUUGUGUACCCAUUUUAAUAAGUAAACCUUGAGUAAAGCAUUUAAGAGUGCACCACAAAACAGAAGGUGAAACUGGAUCGUUAUCAUUAAUUGUCAGAAAUUUCUCUAUCUCCGUUUUGGUAUUUUUUUUUCAAUAUAUAUUCAGACAAUUUAGGGUGGUCAAAAAGAAAUCUAUCAGAGAAUAGAAUAAACUUGGGAAUAAAAAGUAUAUUCUCGAUCAUUUGGAUGCAAUACUCGCCAACAGUCAUAAAGGGAAUUGGAUAUUAAAAACUCUUGCAUUUCCUUAUCUGAGGAUAUAUUCAAAUGUUUACUUUGAGUUUUACAUUUAGGAUUUCUGUCCAGAUUAGAGUUAAAUACAAUAUUGAAGUCCCCUCCUAUGAAUGUUCUACCAAAAGUAUAUAUUUUAUUAUAAAGGUUUUGAAAAAUUUAGAUGGUGUUUGGUUUGGAGCAUAUAUAUUGAUUAAUGUAUAUAUGUCAUUGAGUUUAACUAUUACAAUUUGUUAUCUGCAAUAUAAUGCAUAACUUCUACUUUAAUUUUAUCAGAGUUAAUAAUUGCCAGACCUCGUUUCUUUUUUGAAUCAAACAUGUUUGCUUUAAAGAUAUUUGGAUAUUUUAUAAAUUUAUAUAUUUUUUGUGAUCUUGCACCUAGUGUGUUUCCUGAACCAAAGCAACAUCAAUUUUGCUUUUAAUUAGAAGGCUAUACAGACAACCUCUUUUUUGGGGGGUGUUAAGCCAUCUGACAUUUCAAGUAACAAAUUUAAGUGACAUGGAUGAUUCGAUUUUUACAGUCAAUACACUGAAAUUUCUCUCUUUUCAAGAUACCCAAGCAUUCAAACAUUACUUUAUCAUGCACACUACAUAACUUACUUACUAAACAAGAGCUGUUAGGAAACAACAUCCGCAGGGUUUUUAAGGCUAUACGUUUCAUUAUACAGACCAUACUAGCACAGUCUGUAGUUUGAACAUUGCCUGGCAAUAGUGAAGAACAAAGGUUAAUGCUUAUUCUCAGGACGGUAUUUAGGGCCAGUGCAAGGAUUUUGGGCUACACAGACACAUGCAUUUUGCCCCCACCAACCCAUCAUACUCCUCACACUAUUCUCCCCCUUAAUUGUGCAGAACUCACACAGAUAUCAUUACCCAGCAUUACCCAGCACUCAGGAGGUGUGUGUGUGAGAGCUACAUAAUUGCUACAUAAUUGUGACUCCCAAACACAGGCCAAGGCGCCUGUUACUUAUCUCCCCUCAUCAGCACAUCUAAGCUCCAAGCAGGCACACUAUAUGAGCUGUAAAUAGGAGCCCCCUACAGGACAGUUGGCUGUAGGCAGGCGCCUACUCUGCAUAAUGCAAACGUAGUCCCUGGGAAUAGCACAAUAGGGCUUUAAGUUGUAAACACGUCCCAAUAAUGGGAAGUAUGGAUACAGGGCAGGUGGGCAGCCAGGAGGGGAGUGCAACAAUGGACAGACCCACACAAGAAAGGGUGGGGGUUUUCUUCUAAAGUAGGAAGGUGUGCCAAAAACAGUGUGUGCCAGUCUGGUAUGUGUGAAACAGGAGUUGUAUCGUGUAGAGGGGGGCAUAGGGGCAUUUAAAAAUAUAUAUAGUUAUAAUGAAAAUUAUUUAACCCCCAUUACAAAUAGGUUUAUUGUCAAACUGUACAGACUUUCAGCUGUUUGCAGUGAACAAAUCAAACAAAAGCAAAGGGGGUGGGGCCGGGCCGCCUGGCCGAACAGACGCAUUAUGCAUGGGCUCCAGCAUUAACCUGAGCAAAAAGGCACAAAAGGCCGUUCCAGACUGCUAAAAAGUCGGAUAUCCCGACAACAAUUAACAGGGAGCAAUCCCAGCGCAUCUCAGACGCUAGCACUAAGCACACCUCACAAGCCGGACGGGCAAUGGAGGGCGAGCACGGCCUACACGCGGCAGAGCACCCGACCGCAGUCACAACAUGCGGCGUGAAGCCACAGAGAGGCGCAGCCCCGAAACAUUUAAGCGGGAGAGGCGCCACACAGAUUGUUCCCUUUUCACCCCCGGCCCGGGGCACGGCCCUGCCCCCCCCCCCCAGUUUAUGGAACUGCUCCAACACAGCUUAACAUACCCGGAGAACCACAGUAAAAUUUAACAGGGGGGACUGGCAUGGACGGCUCAUGCAGGCCCAGGGCGAUGCUGAGCGCUGGGCGGGACCUGCGCACCGCCCACACGCCGACCCGAGCAGUGAGUACCCCAGUCUCUGGGUAUGGGGGGUCCCCGGAGAACCAUGUCCUUGCUGCCGUGAGCCCUGUGAAGCGGGAGUGCGCUGCCCUGCCGGCGGACCGGUGGCCGAGAGGGCUGAGUACCAGCUUUAAGCGUGAGGCCGGCAUUGGGAGAGACACAGGAGUGCUUGCUCCAUAGGAAACAACGUGGUGCUGGGGAGGUGCAGGGGGCGGGAGAGCUGCGGACUUUGUGGUGGGGUCCAGUGGACAAUCUCUGCCCCUGAGUGCCCACGGCACCGCUGAGGACCAGCCGGUGGGCGAUGUGGGGUGAACGGACGGAGGCUCGGUGACCUGAGGACUGCACCGUAGCUGAGACAUGUUGGGCCUCCCUCAGACUGCCAUACAGCCUCCUCUCAAGUUCUUACCAGCCUUGCUUCCAUAUUGUUACAGUCCGUAUUAUUGUUUUUUACUUUUUACGCAUUCAUUAUUAUUGCAUGCCUGUGUCAGAAUUCACUAGGUGCUGAUUUAGGACAAACAGUUAUGACCUAUUACAGCCUUAUGUUGCCUGCUUAAUAUACUAUAUUAGUCGUGUAGACGCUGUUCAUGCAGCAGUGCUCAUAUGAGCUAAAGUUUAAGGUCACAAAUUAUUGCACACACUACCUCACCCGGAAUAGCUGUAAGCAAUAUGAAAGGCCUUGCUUUUUCAUUAUACUCUUAGAUAAUCUUACAAAACAUCACUGCCUCUAUAAGCCCCUUUACUGCAACACUGCACACUUCUUUUUUUUGGGGGGGCUUGUUAGGGAUUGACCUAAACUGUUAUUUGCCUUACUUAAGUUUGACGUGUUACUACAACAGCACAUUAACCUCGGCUGAGAUCUAGUUAAUUUUGUAUUCUCUCAGGUAGCCAUACCAACAUCACUGCCCUUACUUACCUGCAACACUGUACUUCUAUGAGGCUCCGGUAAGGAUAGACCUAAACUGUUAUUUGCCCUAAGUAAGUUAGACCUGUCAAUACAACAGCGUGCUUACUUCGGCAAAGAUUUAUUUCAUCAUUUUAUUUGUUACACGCAGAUCGACACACGAUGUAUGUUCAUGAUGAGAAAUUCAGCAUCAGCCACCGUGACUGAGCAAGUAGCCAGACACAUACAAUUAAAUACCUUUCAUAUUGUAAUAAAGGUUGGAACACAACAUCAGAAUGCUACUGUCACAAGUUUGUUUUAGCCUAGACAUAUAAAUCCUCGCAAAGUUUAUGCACGUUUCAAUGAUCUGAUAUACCCGCCUCUGCGCAGGCAACCAUCCGCAUUUAUUUUCGUAUACAGAUACCCGCGCCUCUGCGUAGGCGACUACAUGCUUUAACGUAAAUAUGUUUGAUGUAUAAGUAUAUGACAUGACAACAAUAAAAAUAUUCAAAACAAACAAAAGCAAAUAAAAAAGCUCAGCACAAUGAAUACUUCAAGUAAGUGGUUUCCUCAAAUUCAACUAAAAAUAUAACCUAUGACUUUUCCAGUCUCAAAAUGUUUUCAAACCCCCAAAUAGAAUCCCUCAGAACAGCACAAAUAUGCCUCAUAUGUCUCAGGCACUCCUGAUGCAACUAAUCAAGGUCUUCCAGGUGUGCUUGAGCUGGAACACUUGAAAUACCUGAACUGGCUAGGGGUUUGUUAAGUGUCACUUUUGACUGCAUGUUAGAAAUAAGUCAAAAGAAUGGUCCACAAAGUUAAGAGAAAGUUAAGAACUAAUCAUCAUUCACAAAUACAAAAAGAUAGCGAAGGCAUAAAAUGGUUUUUAGAUACACCAUUACAAGCACAGUUUGAAAGUUUAAAAAGUGCUUUCACAGGGGGCGGGGCCUGACUGCCAAGAUGGCCGGACGCACUCUCUGACAGCUCCGGCUCCAACGGGUAAAAAAAUCACGAAUCCCGAUCUACCAAGCAAUGUCAGCAGUGCAUGGUGCCAGGAAAACGAUACAGGACCCUGCAUGGAACAUAUCGAUACCUGUCCCGCAUCAAAACGCGAAACGAGUGCUUGAACCGACCAUGAGGCCUAAACAGGAGCGGAGCCUAACGCCUGGGGGAGGCGGCCGAUCUCCCGGCAAGGGAACCGCUCAUAAGCAUGAAUCAAACGCUGUCCUGCUACCCCCCCCCUGGACCGGCGGGGGAUAUCCCGGUCCAAGCUGGGGAAGCCCACCCCCGCAAAGCAACGCGAACAAGCGACAAAUACUGUGGUGAGACGAAACCGCCAGUGCUCAGGCAAGAUGGCGCCACUGGCACGGCCGGCGACGCAACACACCCGUUUACAACCACCCAAGCAUACCUUGGACUUCUUUGACCAGCUCUGCGCAAGCCUCUAGACGAAGCUCAGGGACAAAGGUCAUGCCUUCAGACUAGCAAGGGGACUGGCGGCAGCAUGGAUUCGCCUAGCAGUCCGGCGACACCUGAGUGGAAAAGGCGACAUGUCCCGCAGGCAAUAGUGAUCACUCCCACACACACCAGGGCAAGGCCAGCCAGCAUACCCAAGCUGUCUACCACCCAGUGAUCUCGGAGACUUACGAUCUCCACGCUAACCUCACCAACCCCCGAACCCCAGCUUGCGACAGCAAGACUCACCAGAACGGUGAACACCGCACAGGGGCCUCGGGAAGGGUCCGGCGAGAAGAACAACCAAAAGCUUUAACCCCUUGUAUGCUGGCAAGCGAGGGAGACAGACACCUGUACACCUGCAGCUUCCCACUACAGGGCAUCGGCUGAGCAGUCUGCAGGGAUGCUCACAGCACGCAUAGGGUCCUUUUGUGUUUAAACUGUUAACUGCAAGUAUUCUGAUUAUGGACAGAUUCCUACCAUUGCCUAUUCAACCUGAUGUAUAUAUGUCACAGCUCUAUACUAACAAACAUAUCUCUUAUACGCUAAGGUAUAGGACAGUGAAGCUCAUAUGACAUCUUACACAAAGGCUCUGUCUUGUAUACAACAUACUCCUUUAUUGUAUUUUACUUACUCUUAAGGAAUAUUGUAUAGACCUAGCAUGUUUACACACUGUGCGCUCCAGCAUAGCAUUGCGCUUAACUCUAUUCAGUUACUAAGUAGAUAUGCAUUCAAACGACUGAACAGCGAUACCCAGUAUAAUGCUACCUAAGCUUGUUCUCUACCAUGUUAAUAUGACUCACGGAAAUCCCUGUGUAUAUACACACUAGCCUUCACCCAGAACGUAGGUUUAGACCGAAAUGUCUUGCUUUAGUUUAGGCUUGUUGCCCAUCCACGUUACUUACUCCUUAACUGUAAUAACCUGUAAACGAUUAGCAAGCCAAUCCAAAGACAGCACUUAGAACUAGCCUGUAGCGCAUACUGAUACAUGAUUUGCGACGCCAGCAACUCAUAUACAUGAUUUGCGACGCCAGCAACUAGUUAAUAUGCCGAACAAGACUACUUAAGGUCUGACCACUCUCUAAAGUUGCUUAUGUAAGCUGAUUGUAUUACUUAACAUUGUACUCGAAAUAUGCGCAGUUAAACGACAACCUUUAUACUUUAAAAAUGUGUGCACUGUUAUUGCAUACCCCAUUGUUAUAAUUGUAAUGGAACUAACGUGUGGAGUGCCGUUGAGGUACCACACGCAUGUCUGUUCAACCCAUAUGCACUGCAAAAAUAAAGAAUUAAAAAAAAAAAAAAGUGCUUUCACUACCUGGACUGGGCAAAAAAGGGAGCUAUCAAUAGCUGCAACCAGAUUUCUAAGACAGGUUGUGAAAAAUCCUUGAGUGACUGCAAAAGACCUGCAGCAAGACUUAGUGGUAACCGGCACUGAAGUUUCAGUGAGCACAGUAAGGCAAGUACUAAACGCAGAAUGCUUCCAUGCCAGAACUCCAAGAUGUACACCACUACUGACCUAAAAGCACAAGAUAUGUCAGCUCAAAUAUGCUCAAUCAUGCAGAUAAGCCACAGAAGUUUGGGGAUUUUGUUCUGUGGAGCGAUGAAAUAUAACUGGAACUUUUUUGACCAAUUGCUCAGCGAUAUGUCCAGAGAAAGAAGAAUGAAGCAUAUGAUGAAAAGAACACUCUGCCUACAGUUAAGCAUGGUGGUAACUCGUGAUGCUUUGGGGCUGCUUUGCAUCCUUUGGCACUGGAAACAUGCAGCAUGUGAAAGGCAAGAUUCAUUCAUUGAAGUAUCAGGAAAUCCUAGGUGAAAACGUCAUGCCAUCUGUGAGGAGGUUGAAGCUUGAGAGUCAUUAAACCUUUCAACAAGACAGUGAUCCCAAGCAUACCUCAAAUUCCACCAAGGCUUGGUUGCAGAAGAAGUCCUGGAAUAUUCUACAGUGGCCAUCACAGUCACCUGACUCUGAUGGGAUUUGAAGAAGGUGGUUGCAACACGCAAACCCAAGAAUAUUAUUAAACUGGAGGCCAUUGCUCAUGAGCAAUGGGCUAAGAUUCCUCAAAAAUAUUGCCAAAAGCUGGUAUCUGGCUAGGCAUCUCGUUUUAAAGUCAUAACUGCAAAAGGGAGCUUUUCUAAGUUAUUAUAGAUGCUUGCCAUGAAGGGGUUGAAUAAUUUUGAGAAGUCAUUAUAAGUUGGGGAAAUCACUUGAAGCAUUUGUUGCGUUUGAUUUGUUUAUUGCAAACAGUUGAAAGUCUGUAAAUUUUGACAAUAAACUUGAUUUUCAAUGGGGGUUAAAUAAUUUUGUUUACAACUGUAUAUAUUAUAUAUAGCACUUCCUCUAGCUGGGUCCCCAUAAAGUAUCAGAGUGUUACCGUGGUAAACUGCUGCAAUGCUCUGGUACAUUUGUGGAAGACCAUAUGUCUGAGCUUGCCAUGAAGGAAGAUCCUUGAUUUCCUCAAAUACCAGGGACUGUCCCAGCUCCCAUUUUAGGCCAGCAGAUCUCCCCACCAUGCAUUUGUCGUUUCAGCAGGGACCAUCUUUGAUUCCACAGGCUGGCCCUUAGUACAGCGGUUCAAGACCCCAAAUUUAGUAAGAUCCAGUACAGAUAGGAAGUGAUGCUGUGGCCAUAUCUGCAUAUUUUUUUAGAGAUAGUGCUUUUUAUAGAAGCUUUGGAAUCAGUUCUUGAUACAAAUGUAUGAUCAUUUUAGAGUACCAAUGUUAAGUGAUGCAUUUUCUGAAUAGUGGGCUGAAGAAAAAGGUUUUAUAAUUUUUUUUAGUAUUUAGUUUUAUUGUCUCCCCCCUCAUUAUUUUUAUGGUGAGGGGGUAGGUGGGGAUUGAUUUAUUUUAUUUUGUUGGGGUGACAAGGGGCUUGGGGUCCCCUAGUCACAGGGGGGGAUGUAUUUUCAUUUAGGGCCCCACACACCACUCAUGGGUGGCGGCCCCCCUUACUGUUAUUUAGGGGCCCCACCCACCUCUUAGGGUUGCGGGCCGGGUGGAGGACAAUAGGUCCCCACCCCUUAUUGUUAUUUAGGGCCCCCAACCACAGCUCACGGGUAGGGGUUGGGGGGGGCAAUAGGUUCCCCCUUCAGUUUUAUAGCUCCCACUCGCAUGGCAUGGGUGGGGGCUUGGGAGGGGAGAUACUAGGGUUUUUGGGGGGGCUGCUCACUGUUUAGUAGACAUGCCCCCUACUCGCGAUAUAGUGAGUAGGGGCAGACUUUACUAAUACUAAGUAAUCUUGUACCAUGGGAAUUAGGGAGUUGUGGGUGGGGGCUGGGGGGAGGACAAUAGGUCUCCCCCUAUUGUAAUUUAGGGCCCCCAACCACAGCUCACGGGUAGGGGUUGGGGGGGGCAAUAGGUUCCCCCUUCAGUUUUAUAUCUCCCACUUGCAUGGCAUGGGUGGGGGCUUGGGAGGGGAGAUACUAGGGUUUUGGGGGGGGCUGCUCACUGUUUAGUAGACAUGCCCCCUACUCGCGAUAUAGUGAGUAGGGGCAGACUUUACUAAUACUAAGUAAUCUUGUACCAUCGGAAUUAGGGAGUUAUCUACUAAACGGCUGCAAGAUGCAGCCGUGGCACGAAUGAGAUAGGAGUUUCAUUCAUAUGAAUGAAAUUCCAAUAUGAACAAAGUCCCGAAUUGCGUCCUAACAUGAAUGAACAAACUGUUCUCAUUCUGUUAGGACGUAUUUCAGUGGUUUUGCCGGCGUUCUGUCUAAAUGACAGGACGUUUGGGAAUACUGACAGGAAGCAUCGCGAGAUCACGGAGGAAAGGUAAGAAUUGUGGGAACAUUACUCUGACCACAGGAAACGAAGCACACUUUGCUCCUCUGCUGGUCAUAGCUGGUCAGGCGUAGGAAACCUCCAUAAGACAAAGUAGUCCCUAUUUUGUCCUAUGUUUUUAAAGAAAACUAGAGCAGACAUGAAGAAAAUGAAAAACAGAUCCUGACAGAGGGAGAGAAGAGGAAUCGAUUAAAGAAAGGUAAGUUCGGCAUGACAGUGCCCCUUUAAAUACUUCGCCAGAAUAUUAGCCUUUACUUGAUUUUUUUAAAUAGAUUUUUUUAAAAGGUCAAUUGCUGCAUUGCUUUUUUUACGGUUAAAGGAUAUAUCAUGCAACAAUACAUGUGGUUUAAACUAGCUUGUAGCCAAUUCAAAGGUAAAGAGAAGUUAUGUCGACAGAGGUCUUUAGUAUAUCUCUAUAAUGACUGUGGAUGCUGAAAAACCAGAACUGAAAGUCGAUAAGUUACCUAGAAAAGUGAAUGGAGAUUUACUGAGUAAUCUAUUUUCAGAAAUUGUUUAACAUGUUGAGUACCAAAUGUUUUUUGGAAAGUUAAUUCAUUUUUCUUAGUGCAUUUUUUAGGAAAACCUCAACACAAGCUUUUAUUUUGCUAAUUGUAGAAUAUACCAUGCUUCAGUAGUCAUGAAUAGAAAACACUAAUAGGGAGGAGUACAGAGAGGAAUGGAAAGGAUGAUUUUAGCACCAGGAUUCUGCUUCAAGAGUUUUUAAUGUAUUUGAUGCAAGGCCAACAAGACCUGGUUCUAGCAUACCUCACAACUGUCCUAGUUCCAGCAGGACUGUCCUGAAUUUGGGCUACUGUCCCAGGUUUGUUCCUUGGUGUCCUACAUUUGUUCACACUAGCUUAGCUGGAUAAACUGAGGGCAUUUGGUCCUUGGUCAGAGUACUUCAUAAACACUCUCUACAUAGACUGCCAUGAAUUGGGCCAGUAUGACAUGCUUCUACUCAGAAGGCUGACUCGAUCCUUUACCAUGUGACUUCACCUCUCACUGCUGCCGCCCCUGGCACCUCUAUCCUGGUGUAGUAGGGAUAUUCUGGUAGUCCUGACCCAAGCAGGACUUACUAGCAUGCAUUCUUGAUCUUAAAGUUUAUCUGUCUUUUUCACGGGUCUUUGCAUAUUUUGCAUAUACCCCUGAAGGUGACAUCUCCAGUUAGGAUGCAGUGGCCGUUGCGUGCUGUAGAAUGUAGUUCUACUUAUCUGAAGCGAUCACUUGUGACCAUCGCCAUCUUCUUCCUGAAGACCUUCCGCGGCUCCUGGUGCCUCAUGUGCCAGGAGCAGUGUCAGCAGUGUACUCUCACACAUGUCGGUGCCUGUCUGUCUAUGAGGCAGAUUAUUUUUCAUGAUUAUAGUUUUUGGGAUUUAGUUUAUGAACAAGUGUAUACUGUAAACUAUGCUUUACCUAGCUAUCAUGCAGAGAACUUUACAGGGUUUCUUCAUGAACUACCCGAAUACAUUUUGUUGUAUUUUGAGAAUUGAGGUCAACUGCACAUGGCAGCAAAUAUGCGGAACCUUUAUCUCAAUGAUUAAAUUCAGAACCAGUUUGGGUGCUUAAUAAAAAUCCAGACCCAUAUAGCAUGCAUAUAGGACUUAUUUUGACCACUAUAAUAGUAGACACUGGAUUGGGUGCAUGUAGAUUUGCAAAUUCAUUGAAGUAAAUACUCAGAUUUCCAUUUUAGGUUGAAUUCCAAUACUUGUAGAUUUCGCAAACCAAACUCCAUAUUGUUCUCUUUUCUUGUUCCAGGUGACCAGUGCUCAGGGGGCAGCAACAUUUUCACAGAGAUUCCAGAGAACAGUCCCAAUGGAACUUUUGUGGCUAACCUGACAGUAUUUGGAGAUCCAGUAACCACUACAGUAAAGCUUUGUUUAAGUGGUACAGAUGCAGACUGGUUCUACUUGGAAGGGAAAAAUGUUUGGCUUAAUGUGUCUUCAGGAAAAACACUGGACAAGGAGGUAAGACAAUGGCUUUGACUAGAAGCCUCAUUCUAGAAUAUGAUUAAAGAAACAAUGUAAUCGGAAUCGAAUGACAGAGCACAAUAGCAUGAUAAUUCCUCCAAAAGUUAAAAUGAGCACUGUAAGCACCAUCACCACUACAGCCUGUUUAGUGGUUAUGGUGCUAGGAGGCAUGACCCUCGCUCACUGGAUAUCUAAUGUGGCGUUUCCGAUUCUUCUUUAGCAAUUUAAAUUUUGUCCAAAAUUGGAAGUCAUUAUUUGGCUGACCAUAUCUAUCAUUUUAACUAAAAUUCAAAACUACAAUAGAUCAUACAAAUAAAUAAACAUGGCAUAUGUAGGUUUGUAUAAUCAAACAAUAUAAGAAAUGCAGCAUUUUACUCUAUUAUUUUUAAUACAUACAGUAAAAUUAAAAAGUCCAAUAACAUUUAAAAUACCAUAAAAUGUGGUAUAAUAAUAUAAUAUAUAUUAUAUUAAUAUUAUAUUAACAAAUAAUAAUGAAGUGUAAAUUAUUGCACAUCCCUUAAUAUUGUAAAUGAAAUAUCUUGAUUUUUACAGAUUACUGUAAUUUUCCCACCUGUAAACAAUAAUUUAUGAUGCAAAAAUUAUAGUAGGAAGAUCACAGAUCUGUGAAACGACAAUUAAUAUAAUAUUCCUCAGUUGUUGUUUUUUUAUUGUGUGGAGUUGAUUAUGAAUAAAAAAAAAAAAAAAAGAAGGAAAGGUAGAUUAUGCUCUUCAGACUAUAUUUUUUAGUACAUAAACUCACAUAGUUGAUUGUUAUGGAUUUAUUUAUAAUGGUUAUAUAUAUUUAAGUAAAAAACUAUUGGAUCCAGAGUCGUAAGAGAUGCAGCAAUCAUGAUAUCACCAUCUAAAUUAUGUACACUGAUCAGCCAUAACAGUAAAACUACUGACAGGUGAAGUGAAUAACAUUUAUUAAAUUGUUACAAUGGCACCUGUAAAAGGUUGGGAUAUUUCAGGCGGCAAGUGAACAGUCAGUUCUUGAAUUUCAUGUGUUGGAAGCAGAAAAAUGUGCUAUUGAAAAUAUCUGAGUGACAUUGAUAAGGGUCAAAUAGUGAUGACUAAACAACAGGGUCAAAUUAAGCGACCUUGUUGCAGGGAUGGAUGUAAAAUUGAGCCUAAGGAAAAGAGAUACACAGUUAUUUAAAGGAAUUUACAGGUAGGAGUGGCAAACUGGUGGGGAGAAGGAGGAGAAUUGAGUUCCCUGAUGACAGUGACCUCUUUCGGCAGGAUAAUGCACCCUGCAAAAAUUGUUCAGGAAUGGUUUAAAGAACAUAAAAUAGAGUUCAAAGUGUUGCUUUGGCCUCCAAAUUCCCCAGAUCUCUAUACAAUCAAGCAUUUUGUGCGAUGGCCUGAACAAUAAAUUGGAUCCUUAGAGAACCCUCCUAACAACUUGGGGUCUCCAUGGAUCUACUGCUAAUGUCUUGGUGCCAAAUACCACAAGACGUGUUUAGAGGUCUUGUAGAGACGAAGAGGUCUGAGAAGAGGCGAAGCAGCAUUUAAUGAUUCGCCAUCACUUUCCAAAUCAUAACUUCUAACUUCUUAUGUCCAAUCAUUACACAAAGCUUUAAUGUCAAACCCUAACCUAACCUAAUCCUAACCCCAGUUCUAGGAACCUUUCCCGCCCCCAAAAAAUAUUUACUGGACAGAUAAAGACAAUACAGAGAUAAGUUUAGUAAUCUUACACUGGCAUAAGCCCAAAUGUUUCACAUUACAUAAAAACUGUAAGUGGGAAAGUAUGUCCUAUCAUUUUGUCUUUAUAUCAUCUGACAAGCAGUGAUUUGACAUUAUAGUUACCCUGUAACUGCUAUUGAAGCAUUUACUGGAGUGAGAUGUGCAACACAGGGAACUAAAAAUUUUUUACCUCUUCUGAUCUUCAGGGCAAAUGAUUGCCCUGCAUACACAUAUCCACCAUGCAUAAUUUUCCGAUGAUUCUCUUCACACACAUGCACGAACUUUCUGUACAUCAGGAGCAGAGGGACAUAUGAAAUGUGGAUAAGAAGCUCCAGAAUUCAUGCUGAUUUGAUUAAAACAAAUAUAAAAAUGGGUUUUAGAAUAAUCUUAAAUAAUUACUCUCGAUAUUAUUUGUAUUGCACCACCUUCAAAGAAAGAAAAUAAAUAAAUACAUAGCUUUAUAAAGUUUUGGUAGCUACUUCACUGGUUGAGGGAUUGUUUCCUUCCAUCUCAGUUGUCAAGGCGAAAAUUAAAUUAAGGCAAUUGUGCAUUAAAACUAACCAUCUAAUCUAACAUAUUGCGGUGGUUCGUCUGUUUUACUGUACUGCAAGAGAAUUGGAUACACUUUUAUAAUUCUUUUCUAUUGGUAUGUUAAUUUAUUGCCAUGCUUUGUUGUAUUUUUUAUCUUUAUCAAACGUUCACUGACUUUGGUGCAUACUACUUAGGUACUUAUAAUUCAUAAUAUUCUCAAAAUGCUGUUUCUUAUUUGCGGUCGAUGCAAAACAAAAAAUGUCAAAUUUAUUUUAAAUAAAUAGCCAAUAGCCCACCAAAGUGACAGUCCCAUUUAAUAUCAAAAUCACUUGAGCCUUAGAUGCACUUUUAUUAUUAAUUCCGGGGCUGCAUGAAAACUCAAAAAAAAAAUCACUUAUGAGUAGUUAAAUUCACAGUGAGUUCAAAGACCCAACUCUUUGUAUUGGAAAGCUAUUUAACACAUAUAAAUUAAGAAAGAAAUUAGGUAAUGGAUUAACUACAACCUGGGUUCUUAACCAGUGGUACGUGCACGCCAGCUCGUAGAGUAGGCACCUUUUUACUAGGAAGGUGCUGUGUCCAGAUCGGAGAAUGAAGAGGGCAGCGAGAAAGCGCUGAUGCCUGUGCUCUUCCAUCACUGCUCCCUUGCGCCCUGUAGGGAUGCCGGGAGACCGUUACAACAUCACUCCAGCCCCAGCAUCACUAAACAGCAUGCAAGGGAGCAGCAGCCACACUAAUCAGGGAGAUAAUCACUAGUCUUUAAGGAAAGAAUCACCACUGAACCCAAGAGAAAGGAUCCACUUCAGCUCUUCCAAAGGUAGGAAGGCUGGGUGGACUUAAAUAAAAAUAAUACGUAAAUAAAAAUAGGUGUGAGCAUGUGUGGAAGAAUGUUUAUGUGUCUGUCAGUGAGUGUGUAUGUCACUGUGUGACAAAUCAGUGAGCCUGUCUUUGAAUGAGUGUGUGUAUCUGUCAGCUAAUUUGUGUGUCAGGUGUCUGUCAGUGUAUGUCAAAUCAGUGAGUGUGUCUGUGUCAAUUUCCUCUGUGUUUAAUUGUGUGUCGGUGUCCUCUGUGUGUUACAGUGUGUUUGGCAUCGUUCUCUGUGUGUAAUUGUGUGUUCCAGUGUCCUCUGUAGAACUAUUAUGUGUGUGUGCCAGUGUCCUCUGUGUGUAAACGAUCAACCUUGCAUUAUAUUUUCAUUUUGAGACUUUAAUACUUCAGAUUAAUAGUUCAGACACUCCUCCUUACAUAGACAAUAUGCGCAUCAUUUAAGGUAAAAAUUAUUUUUGAAAAUAUUCUUUACUACCUUUAAUAAGGAUUGAUCUCUAUUUUGGGAUUAAUUUAAAUAUCAGUGUCUACAAGUUUCAUUUGGAAUUAAAAUCAAUAGAAAUUACUUUCACGAGACAGGGGUACUUAAAAGAAAAGUUUCUAGACCAGCAUGAGUACUUCUCCAUAAAAAGUUAAGCAGCAUGGAACUAAAAGGUCAGAUUGGCAUUUUAGGUGCUGACAUGAAAAAUAUAUAUCUCUGCAAAACACAAACAUAGUUUUUUUUGUUUUUUGUUUUUUAUCCCCUUAAGAACACAACUUCUGGAAUAAAAGGGAAUCAUGACGGAAUAUUUCCGUCAUGUGUCCUUAAGGGGUUAAACCCUGCAUUUUGGGUUUUUUUAUUACAAAAAUUUUUUUUUGCUGUUUUCCUGAUGGAUUAUGACAUCGAUUUUGUUUUGUUUAUUCUACAGGCUUUGGAGUCCUCUGUACUUUUGGUAACACUAACUUGUUCUGAAGAAGGAUUCCCCACGGUAACAAAACAACACAGUUUUACAUUAAUGAACACUGGUACAUGCAAUAUUACAAAUCAAGCACAUUCACAGCUAUAAUACAACAAUAAAAGUGCAUGAUGAAAUUUUCAAAGUGUUGCCGAAUAAUCAAUAUCGAUAUUAUUGUCACCAUUUAUCACUUUUGAGAAUGUUUUUUCUUUUGAAACACUCUUUGCUUAUUGCAUUCCAUUUUUUGCCCCAGAGAAACUAUAUUUUCUGGUGUUCAUUUAAACCACUUUUAUGUUACGUAAGAGAGAGACAGAAUACUUGUAGAACAUUGGCCAAAUAGUCUUAGUUAGUAGGAUACAAUUGUGGAAGAGGAAAAAUCUAUUGGAAUAUACAAAGAAGAAAAAAGGCAAAAUUCUACCUUUAAAACACCUUGAUAAAUUAGAACAGGUAUUUUUAAACCCCACUCCUCCCCAAAUUUUUUUUAAAAAGACAUGACACAGAGCACUUGAUUCCCCACCACCGUUUCUGCAUUGUUUUAUAUUACAUUUAUGAAAUGGGGUAAUACAAAUAAUAACGCACCAAUGAUCACAAAUUUAAACAGCUAAUAACUUUAACUAGUAAUUCCUCUUCACUUAGCCUUGUAUCUACAUUCUCCAGGUCCAUUACCGGAUCAUUGUACAAAUUCUGAAUGAAAACGACAAUAAGCCACAUUUUUGGGAUGAGUCAGUAAUGGCACAGAACAUCAGUGAAGUACGUAUAAAGUAUGGUAAAUAUGGAACUCAUGCAACAUUUGACUAAUACAGUGAUGGCUAAUCUUGUUACCUUGCAUGUUCUGAACUAUAUGUCCAUGACUGCUGACCCCGGACCAAAACUCCCACCACCUGUUGCCCAAUAAAUACACAACACCUUCUGUAUGGGUAAGGGCAACGGCCACAGCUUUAUUAACAGAAUUAACAUCGAUUAUAACCAGCGUCCACAACCUGUCAGCUGUUGGGGGAUUACCAACAGACAGCUCUAUCAAAUGACCCACAAGUCCAAUGCAGCCUGCCCCCACCAUCAGCUCUCAGCAGGCUGCGACUCCCCAAGCCGCUUGGGCACUUUCUUCCACACCUCUUCGCUGGCCAGGACUACCGCGAGCUGUGACAAAACAAAGAAACAACAGCACACAACCAACAACAACACCAUCAUAAACACUCUUUUUGGGUUACCUUACAUGUUCUGAACUAUAUUUCCAUUAUGCUCAGUCAUCCUUAAGGCUGGAUGAACAUCAUGAGAAAUGUAGUUCAGAAAAGCAUGUGCAUAAGUCUAAUAUGAACCAUGCAUUUUAUUAAUGUUCAGCAUUAUAUUCUGUUCACUACAUAAUAGUUACCCAAUCAUGAAGGCAUAAAUUUAAAGUGGUUCGUUAACAGGAGCUUAUUCUAAAAAGAACCCUUUUUUUAACGAAUUGUAAAAAGAAUAUCAACAGAAUUCUUUUUAGCUAAAGAAAUAGGUGUAAAAGAUUUAGAAACCACUUGAGAGGAAAUAAAAAUAUUCCAACUUCCCAAUUUCCAAAAGGUACUUCACGUGAUACCAGCAUAGAAACAUGAAAAGGGAAGAAACACAAAAACAACACACUCCAGUGUUAUGUAACAGAUAUAUCUCUUCCUCCUCUCUCUUGCCCUGUUUCAGAGAGUACUGGAUUUGUCUUUUGCAUUAAUUACUAUAAUGCAGGCAGCAUGGGAUCUUGGUCAUGAGCCAUGAUCUACAGGCAGCUUGUAGUUUUAAAUAUAUUUCUUUGUUAUUAAUAACAUGUUUGAUUCACCUAGAACCCAAUUUCCUGACAAUGACACACGUACGGAGUUAAAACACUGAUCAUUUAAUGAGGAACAUUCCUGUACUUGAUAUCUGAUCAUGGCAUCUCCACAUGAGCACUCAGUGGGAAACAUGCACAUGUACAACUACAACCACAUACAUUACAAAGAAAGAAUUACAGUUAAUUGAUCCUCUGCAAUGUCUUACAUUUUGCUUUUAACUGUAUUAAACCCAAAGUUUCCCUAUUUGUCUUUUUAUCACAAUCAAUUAUUUUGACAAUUACCAUGUUAUUGUCUUUCCUCGUAUCUCAUCAAAUACCUUGUGUCUUGUAAACAACAUUUUACUUUCUAAAUAAUUGUUACGUAAAAUGCUGUCUUCCUCUCUCUGUGUUAUGUAGAACACUCUGCAGGGUGCUCUCUCUAUUUGUAUUUUAAUGACAAUGACACUGCAUUCCAAUUUCUCUUCACACUAUCUGUCUCUCCAGCUAGCAGAGGUGGACUCUGUGGUUUUCACAGCUCAAGCUCUGGAUCGAGAUGGAGAUACCUUGAUGUAUGUGAUAGACCAAUCCAUGGUGAGUGUCUUUUAAGUUUCCACCUCUUCUACAUGAGCAAACAAGUGGCAUCCAGACAACCUGCUACAAAUCUCCCCAUAGUCAUGGAUCAACAUGCUCCAGACACAGCGUGCUGACCUUGUACAUGCCUAUAUUUCUAAUAAGACUUUAAUAGUUAUUUUUCUGUUCUGUAAAUUGAAUGGGGGAUCAUGCUAAUGUUGUAAUGCAAACACUGUAUGUAAUGUUAUCAUUUUGGCACCUCCUAAAUUAGAACUGGUGGUUUCUCCCAGUGGUAUAGUAUGGGGUCGACCAGAGGGGCAGUUGCACUGGGUGUAAAACUCCAAGGGGCACAACAUUUCGAAAGAAAUUAAAGUAAUAAUAAUAAUAAUAAUAACAACAACAAAGUAUUUAACCAGGAAAAGCACAUUCAGAUUACUCUGGUUUUCAAGUACAUCCUGGGGAUACUAAUUUACCCAACAUCCAGGGGUUCUUACUAUUACCCAAAUUAGCGCGCCCUCCACCUUACACAGAAAAUUUCCCAAUGUUUGAACAUUCUACACAGUUCUUCAACAUGACGGGUCAAAUAUACAUUGCCAUGUAACAUGUUACAGUAUUUUCCUGAUAAUUCCAGCCAUACUGUCCCUCAUGUAAUCAUUAUUGGCAAAUUACAUAAUGCCCAUUAAUAGUGUGAUUUUCUGUUUGAAUAAAUCACGCUAUUAGUAGGCUUCAUGUAAAUGCCUAGUUAAUGGUAGCAGAUGCUUAAAUAAACUAUAAGCAUUAGUUUAGGGGGCAUAAUACUUACCUUGCCCCAGGUGAUGGCAACCUACGCUACUCCACUCGUACCUCCAUCCCAUAAUGCCUAGCAAAUAACCCUGUGUUAAGCACUGUGACUCCCCAAGUUUAAGAUAAUGGCAGGAAACAAAUGUAUAUGCAUCUUUCUUACCAGCCAUAAUUGUAGUUCUUACACUAAUGCCAGGGAUGUCCAACAACUUGCUGUAGAGAGUCAUGUCUCACUUCAAAGUACAAAAAAGGCUAUACAUACCAACCUAGUGGCAGAACUAAUGUAGAGAGGGCCCUGGAGCAGGAAAAAAUUUUGGCCCUCUACUAGUGCAAGAAAGGUCUACCUGACUGCCUCACUUAAUAUUUUUGCUCAGUAUUUACAGAUGAAAAUGAAGGAAAGGGGCCUCAGUUAGGAAAAAGGACAAGUGAGUCAUUUGUUACAUGUGAGUUUACAGAGAAAGGAGUUCUAUUUUAACUGUCAAAAGUAAAGCCAAAUAAGUCAAUGGGACCUGAUGGAAUACACCCAAAGUUAUUAAAAUAGCUUAGUGGUGUACUAGUAAAACCAUUAACAGAUUUAUUUAACCAAUCAUUGUUAACAGGAGUAGUCCCAGAAGAUUGGAAGUUAGCUAAUGUUGUGCCCAUUCACAAGAAAGGUAGUAGGGAGGAGUCGGGCAACUAUAGGCCAGUAAGCCUUACUUCAGUAGUGAGGAAAGUAAUGGAAACCAUGUUAAAGGAUAGGAUUGUUAAACAUCUAAAAUCAAGAUUUCAAGAACAGAGACAACAUGGGUUUACUUAAGGGAGAUCAUGCCAAACUAAUCUUAUUGAUUUUUUUGAUUGGGUAACUAAAAUAAUAGAUCAGGUUGGUGCAGUAGACAUUGCUUACCUAGAUUUCAGUAAGGCUUUUGACACUGUUGCACAUAUAAGGCUUAUCAAUAAACUGCAAUCUUUAAGUUUGGAUUCCAAUAUUGUUGAAUGGGUAAGGAAGUGGCUGAAUGACAGGCAACAGAGGGUUGUAGUCAACGGAGUAUAUUCGAAGCAUGGGCUUGUCACCAGUGAGGUACCUCAGGGAUCUGUACUUGGACCCAUUCUCUUUAAUAUUUUUAUUAGUGAUAUUGCAGAAGGUCUUGAUGGUAACGUAUGUCUUUUUGCGGAUGAUACUAAGAUAGGUAACAUGGUUGAUGUUCCAGGAGGGAUAAGCCAAAUGGCAAAUGAUUUAGGUAAACUAGAAAAAUGGUCAGAGAUGUGGCAACUGACAUUUAAUAUGGAUAAGUGCAAGAUAAUGCAUCUUGGACAUAAAAACCUAAGGGCAGAUGAGAGAAUAUUUGAUAGAGUUCUAAUGUCAACAUCUGAGGAAAGGGAUUUAGGGGUGAUUAUUUCUGAUGACUUAAAGGUAGGAAGACAAUGUAAUAGAACACCAGGAAAUGCUAGCUGAAUGCUUGGUUGUAUAGGGAGAGGUAUUAGCAGUAGAAAGAGGGAAGUACUCAUACCAUUGUACAGAACACUGGUGAGACCUCACUUGGAGUAUUGUACACAGUACUGGAGAUCGUAUCUCCAGAAGGAUAUUAAUACUUUAGAGAGAGUGUUCAGAGAAGGGCUACUUAACUGGUUCAUGGAUUGCAGGAUAAAACUUACAAGUAAAGGUUAAAGGAUCUUAACAUGUAUAGCUUGGAGGAAAGACGAGACAGGGGGGAUAUGAUAGAAACAUUUAAAUACAUAAAGGGAAUCAACACAGUAAAGGAGGAGACUAUAUUUAAAAGAAGAAAAACUACCACAACAAGAGGACAUAGUCUUAAAUUAGAGGGACAAAGGUUUAAAAAUAAUAUCAGGAAGUAUUACUUUACUGAGUUGGUAGUGGAUGCAUGGAAUAGCCUUCCAUCUGAAGUGGUAGAGGUUAACACAGUAAAGGAGUUUAAGCUUUCGUGGGAUAGGCAUAAGGCUAUCCUAACUAUAAGAUAAGGCCAGGGACCAAUAAAAGUAUUUAGAAAAUUGGGCAGACUAGAUGGGCCGAAUGGUUCUUAUCUGCCAUCACAUUCUAUGUAUGUGUCUGUGAGUGUCAGUAUGAUUGUCAGUGUAUGUAUCUGUGUGUUAGUAUGUCUGUCAAUGUAUGUGUUUGUGUGUCAGUAUGUCAGACAGUAUAUGUAUGUGUGUGUGUGUGUGUGUAUGUGAAUAUAGUCAAUGUGUUUAACUGUAUGUAGUCAGUGUGUGUAUUUGUACGUAGUCCAUGUGUGUAUCUGUGAAUCUGCAUGUGUGUCAGUGUGUGUAUCUGUUUGAGUAUCUGCAUGUAUGUCAGUGUGUGUAUCUGUUUGUCUGUAUCUACAUCAGUAUGUGUGUCUGUGUGUAUAUCUGUGUAUCUGCAUGUGUUUCAGUGUGUAUAUCUGUGUAUCUGCAUGUGUAUCACAGUGUGUGUGUGGCAGUGUAUGUGUACAUGUAUCUACAUCUCAGCAUUCAAACGUCAACACUACACACAAAUACACCCCUGCAUUCAAACAUCAACACUACAUACAAACACACCUCUGUGUUAAACACCAAAAUUAUAUAUAAACAACUCUGCAUUCAAAAACCAACACUACACAUAAAUGCAUGCUUGCAUUCAAACGCCAAUACUGCAUUCAAAAGUCAACACCACAUACACACACCCCUACAUUCACACAAACAUACUCCAUAGAAAACAUGCUUACAUUCACACACACAGACACUUCUCAGUGCUACAUACAACCCUGCAAGCAUGGGAAACUGGUAUUGCACCAGGGCCCUUUCUACUUUAGUUCUGCCACUGCGUUGGGGUGGAGGGCUUGAUUGCAUGCAGGGCAGAACUAAAGUAGGGGACCGAUCAAUCUUAAAGACGGCCCUGCUCAUAUUGACCCAUAGCUUAUUACUAGCAAUGACCAGCCACCACAUGAUUAACCCUUAUACCACCUAGGGUUAUCUAACUGCCUGCCCGCUGGUUGCUAGCCCUGCUAGUGGGCAAAUAAUACAUAAAGUCCUCUUUCACUUGCAAAAAGAAAGUAAACAGCAAUUUGUGAAUUUGCAUCCUGCUGGAUUCAGUCCACAGACACACAUGCUCACUACAGACAAGCUCACUGACACACAUAAAGACAAGCUCACUUACUAGCAGACACACACACAAUCACUUUCAUGGUCUGAAGCUGACCUGGCACUGGGAGGUGAAGUUGUCAUUCUCUUGCCUCUUCCUACCGGCGUUAAAUGACACAUAUACCUUAAUUUCUAGAGGAUGGAAAGUAUGAUGCUUAAAGCGGUGUAGCUGACACAUCCCAAUUGCAAUUCUAAAAAUGCAUUUAUUUGGGGGAGGUGAGAGUGUUAUUGGUAUUGCUAGUGAAAUAUGGCUAAUUCGAUUAUUUUGCCCUGAAGUAUAUGUGAUGUAUCUAAUUGGAAUUUCAGGGGGAUUACAAGUAUUUCCAUAUGGAUCUUCCAUAUAAUGGCAAGGUUCUACUUUCUCGGCCUCUAGACUACGAAAGCAAACAGGAACUGGAGAUUGUCAUUUAUGCUGUGGUGAGUGAGUUUAUGUUUUAAUAGACCAGGACACAAAUCUAAACAAAGGCUGUAUUGCCAUCACCUAAAAAAGGACAUUUAGUUAUGUAUUUAUCUUCACUUGUCAUCAUAAUUGAAAGAGAAGGAACAAGUACAUUGCUAACUUAAAAAUACACAUGUACUAGAAGAAUUGUCUGGUAAGAUACUAUUCACAAAAGAAUAGUAUAAAGAAAGCCCAAUAUAUAUAUUGCAUGUUAAAAACACAGAAAUGAAUAUUAGAAUUACAGAUAAAAGUUAACUGGUACAUCUAGACUAUCUUUUUCAGCUCUUCAGAAGUAAUUUCCUCUGACACUUAUGCAGACAAAUCAUACCUCUUGAAGUUACCACUAAAUUUCCUUUCAGGUUAUGUCUCUUUAAUCUCUUUAUACAGAAAGAAAUAAUGAAAGGAACACUCUUGUCCUAUAUUAAUAUUUACAUUAUUUCACAAGGCUACCUAGUGUCAACAUAUUCCACUUCAGUGUUUUAUCUGACACAAAGACUUAUGAAAGCUUAGAUGCCUUAUAUGAUAGCUUCUCUGCAUCUUUUCUGGAGCUGGAGGACUGUGACAUUAUCUGACACACAACACUUUUUACAAUCCUUCCCAUUCCUUUUUAUUGGAUUUGGUGGUCACAGAGUGAUGUCUAAUUAAGGCAAGACUCUUGGGUUUUAAUUACCCUCCUAUAAUUGUUUCUGACAUGAUCCUGUCAGUCACCCAUCUUAAUUAAACCCUCCCCUGAAGCCUUACUAACUGAUCUCUAAUGAUGUGUGUGCCAGCUGUUCAUUCCAGACUAAAUACUGACCAUUACAAAUGUCCAAUUGGCAAGACUAAGUCAGUUCGCUAGAUUGUUGAGUGGAAACCUGUAAAUGUGCUACAAUGCAGACUAUGCUGGCAUUAACCUACCCAUCUGUGAAAGCCACAGACAGAACUUUAAAACACUUUAUAAAAUAUACCAUAUAAAAUAAAAAGUAAACAACAUCAUACUCAAAUCUUCCUAGAGAGAGGGGAUAUCAAACUGGAAAGGGGAUUCAUUAUUUACUGUGCAUGUUUGAUCACAUUGAUGGAUACUUGAAGUAGAACAAGACAGGGAUAACUUACCAAAGUCACAAAAUUAUGUUUUACUCUGGUCACAUCUCAAUUCAAAGUGUCCUUUUCUUUUUUUCUUUGUAAUUGUAGCACUGAGUAUGUGAUUGUUGUUUUAGACAUAUGUGUGCUUGUUCUGCUUAAAGGAACACUAUAGCUUUAGGAAUACAAACCUGUAUUCCUAAUGCUAUAAUGUUCCUGUCCCUACGUUUGUAGCCCCUACUGUUAAAGGAUUAAAAAAACAUUUUUUUUAAACCUUAACUCUUUCCAGCCCCCAAGGCUUCCUCAGAUCUGGCUAGGCAACCUCUCAUGCAACGUCAUGACCAUGGUGGUACAUAAUUCACAUGUGCGUGAGGGAAGUGAACACAUUCAAGCUUCCUGAUAGGAAAGAAUUGAAUCAGUGCUUUUCUAGGGAGAACAUAGAAAAUGUUAGAUGUCCUCAUACGAAGCUUGAGGAUGUCCAACAUCUUAUAGGGGAGUAAACAUCUGCUAUGAAUCCAAAAGCAGCUCUAGUAGUGGUCAUGGAGACAGCCUCCAGAGGUGGAGUUAACUCUGCAAGGUAAGCGUUGCUUUUUCUCAGAAACGGUUUUACAUUGCAGGGUUCAACAGAAACAGGCACUGCAUCCAGACCACUUCAAUGAGACAAGUGGUCUGGGUGCCUAUCAUGUCCCUUUAAUAAUCAAUAGUUAAUACAGUACUACAUUUACAUUGGCAAACUCCCUUCAUGUCUCAGAUGCAGAUUAAAUGAAUAUCAAAAAUCACUGAGUACAUUUAUCACUUCAACUUGUUCUUAAAGUGAACUGGCCAUGACAAAUACAGGUUUGCAGUUUUCUAACCAUCCAGCUUGACUUGUGUUAUACAAUUAAGUGUCUUUUCCCUUAAUACUAUUAAUGAUUCCAAUAAUGAGUUAUUUCCAUUACUCAUGUCAUGUUUUCAGUGGGUGUUACACUUGCUGUAAGACAUUUCUCUCCUGCAAACCACUGUUUGGAAAACACAACACUUUAUAUUUGCUUUGUAUAAAUAAAACAUACCUGUAUUCUCUCUCUCUCUGUUCUCUGAUUGCCUGUUCAAAGCUGCUGCAAUAAAUCAUUCUAGCUCUUUCUUCAUGUCUCACACAGAGCCUGCCCCUCAUCCCUACUUCCCCUUACAGACAUUGCUUUCUCUUAGGUUGAAUUCAACCAGGAUUGAUGACAAAAAGGAGGGUUUAUCUGCUAACAGACAUGCAGAGCACAGCCGUCUUUUCUCUGUGCUGAUCAGUACAGGUUCGACCCAGAACUGGUUUUAACCUCUGAUCUUAGAGAUAUGUUGACAAUUCUUCUAGCAUAAUGUAUAGACAAAAUGUGUUUCUCUAUCAUUUGGAUUAAGUUGCAUUUGUCAGGUACCCUUUAAUCUUUAUUGACAAGGAUAAAAUAUUAUUGGCUUCAAUUUUUAAUAGAAUUAGUAAAACCCAUUUUUUCAGUUGUUCUAUAAUACUUACUGACAUAAAUUCAGCAAAAUUAGUUUACUACAAUCUUCAGGAGGUAUGGGGGUCUCCAUUCCAUGUAUAGUGUUUGAUUUCCGAGGCUGUAAUAUCAACGUGAUAUCACUGAAACUAGCAUGGGGUAUAGACUAAGGAGUUAUAAUCUACUGCUGUAAACCAAGAAUUGUAGUAUGAUGGCAGUCAGUCUUGAAAUGUAUAUGAACAAGAAAACCUGAGAAAUAAUAACUGAGAAAUUAUCAGUAAUUUUUUCCUAUAUUGUGCAGUAGGUUUGUGUUUGAAAACAAAGUCAAACUACUACUGUAUUUGAUUUGCACUGGUUUUUGUUCGUGGUUCCAACCUUGUGUCCAGAUUAGUAGUAUUAUUUGUUGUUGUUUUUUUUUUUGUUUUUUUUAAGUGACUUUUGUCUUUCACAUUUUUGGCUCUGAGAUUCUUAAGCAUGGCUCAUAUCACAGACUAUAUUUGUAUUACUAUAAUAUAGUGCACAUUUAUUUCAUGCAAUUGACUGCUUUUACACAGUUUGGGAAUAAAUAGCAGCAAUUUAUACCACCAUAUUUAAUGUAUUAAAUAGUUAAUACAUUUAGCCAUUAGCAUCUCUACUGCAACUUCCAGUAAUGACACUUAUCUGUAAUCUUCUGUAAUAGUAUUUCCCAUAAACCAUUGUCCUGGGAUAGUCACAGGUCUUGACAGGGUCAGGUUGGGGCUUUUCUAUCACCCUUCAACUCACGGAUUAGCAGCUUGAGCUUACAACAUGCUCUUUGGUGGUAUUAUAAGAGAUACAAACUAAUACCCAGUUGUAGAAUAUAAUAGCAAUACUGACCAAUGAGCACUCCUCACAGAAAUAGAAGAUAAUGAGCAUGGCAGAGAAAUUCUAUUCAUUAUACCGUGAGUGCAGAUCAAGGAAACGGUCUCUCUAGGGGUGAUAGAAAUAGAGUCGACUUUUUUGUGUAUUAUAUAUUGCUCCUACUUUUGGGCCAACUUCAAAUAACUAAUUCAGGAAUACUAUGUAUGCAUGUUUUAUCAUAUUUAAUAAAAACAUAAUUUUAUAAGGAAUCAUGCUGAUAUUUAUAUGGCUAAGGUCACUGAUCCUAUUACAUCGAAAAAGCCUACAAAUUUAGGAUGUGGAAGAUAAUGCAAGUGUGGAACAUUGAAACUAUGGAGUGGCGUAAAACAGUAACAUAGCAAAAUACUAUCAUCAUCAAUAACUUUGCUAAAUACAGUCUAUGCCACAAACCAAGGUAGGUUGGUGAAGUACUUACCAGGGCUGCAGUAGGAGUAAGAUACUGAAACAGAGGAAAGUCAAACACAGUUACAGUAUCCAGAUAUUCCCAUGUUAUUCUACAGCUCUGAACAAUGGGUAGACAGGCACGGCAAAAGACAGUUUGUGAUAAAAUUAUUUGCAAUGACGGUCCUUUGCAAAGAAACGUGCGCAUGAAUUCCCUUGGACUUUGACAGUUUUUGUGAUAAUGGUGUUUUUCCCACAUUAUAAAUGGGUGAUCUUAUACAUAUCCCACAGGAAAUGACCACCAGAGAGCGCCAGAGAACAUCAGCAAGAGUUCGAGUGUUUGUACUGGAUGGAGAUGACCAGUAUCCACAGUUUCUUCCAUGUCGAUACAUGUCACAUGAUGGUCUUAACGUCUGUGUCAGCCCUACAUAUACGGUUAAUAUAACUGAAGGGGAGGAACAGGUGGGUGCUAUGUUUACCAACACAGAUUGGAUGUCACUUUCUGUGUCGGCAGAGUACAUAUUAUCAGAGUGGCAGUAAAACUUUUUAAUCCGUUAAGGACAAAGGCAAUUUCUGAACCAAAACAAAGCCUAGAAUUAGUGCCAUUAGUUUGUUUCACCAUAAUUUAAGAGGAUCUCUUAAAUUGCAUCCAUAAAUAUUAUAUAUUGUUUCUUAAAGAAAAGAUAUGGAUUUAUUUUACUAUCCUAUAUUUAUACAUAUCUAAACAAUAAGUAUGGAUAAAAUGUUAAAAAUUUUAAAAAAUAUUGUUUUUCACAGUUUGUUUUAAGCUAAUUUUAACACAUUAAGUGCAACUAAAGAAAAAUGAAUUGACAUAUCAGUCCUAACCAUUAAUUUCUCAUAUGUAUGGGAUCUAAAAAAAAAAAUGUAGGCUUUGAGUGCUUAAAUUUGGGAAUAAUGAAAGGGUUUCUUUAGGUUUUAAGGGGCUUCAAUUUAGGGUUAGUGAAAAGGAUGCUUAGGACAUGUGGAGUUUGAAAGGAUAUUUGCAUAGUAAUCGCCCUCCUAUGUCUUCUGUAGUCUAGUCAGCCUUCUUUGAUUGAUUGCUGAGCUGCAGUACCUUUUACAUAGUGUGCAGCAGUCAGCGCUAUCCUAUGAUAUACAGUGUGCAUCAAUCAUUGAUGUUCCUGCACUUCCUGUGUAAGAGGCUGUUAGUGGACAGGAAAUUAUCUCUUCCACUUCUUGUCUAGCCUCACACACAGACACUGAAGGCACUAGGACGGCCUCUAAGAAAAAUCCUGCAGUUCUACUUUCAAGCAUAGAAAGAUGGUGGGGCUAUAGAGGACACUUGCUCGGGCUCCUGGUAGUUAUCUCCCCACUUAAGCUCCAAAAAGGCACAUUAUAAGUGCUGAAAACAGGCGCCCCCUAGAGAACAUGCACCUGUAGGCAGGUGCGUACUCCAUCUAAUGAGGAAUAUGGCCAUUAACCAUUGCCUUACCCCAAUACUGGAACACGUGAGUGAUUCUUUAUAUUUUUACAAUUUACAAGCAUGCAGCACUAUAUAUAUUUUAUCCUCCACAGCACGACAUGCGAUGUCUUAAUGUCCUUAAAGGGUUACAACUAGCCUCAACAUGUACUUGUAUCUUGUUAAAAAUAUAUACUGGGUGUAUCUCACUAAUCUCUGUACGGUCAGACAGGGCCUAUAAUAUUCUCCCCGGGCCCCAUCUUUGCUGAGGAUGGUGACAGAGGAAUAAUGGCUCCAAUCUCAUACUCCUUUCUUUCAGGUAAGAUAAUUAAUUUAGAAUGCAAUGCAUAUUUUUUUCAAAAAUAUAUAUCAGUCAUAGUUUUGGAAUAAGCUCAAUCUAUUCGACUACCACUCUGUAUUACAUUUUUCAAAAAUGAUCUGUAGGCAGAGAAUAUUCAGGAAUUUUCACGUUCCUUUGGAGGGGGAAUAAGAAAACCAGGAAGGACGUAUCUCUUUACAAUGUAAAUAAACAGUGUUCCACACUCAAUUUAAAAGAAACAUUUAUAUAUAAAUCAAGAGCAUAUGUGAUGUACUUUGAAAAAGUCAAAGUAAUCAGCUAAUUACAGUGCAGUAAAGUAACAAGUUCACCAGCAAAAUGCACGCAAGGGAGAGACGUACAGUAGAAUUGCAGUAAAUUACUCCAAGUUUACAAUUGUAUUGUAAACACUAUGCAAUAUCUAUGUCUAAGCCCUUCUUUGGGUAUGUAUCUGUAUGUCAGAGUUCUAAACUAUUGCCCCCUAUUGAACUAAUGGAAAGCAAGUAUGACAAUGUGUUUUUUUUUUCUUUCAAAUGUUCUACUAUGACUUUCUUUUCCCACUUACAACUAUUCAGGUCCUGACAGUGACAGAUUUUCCAUAGACAAUGUGACAGGAGUUGUUUUCCUGAUACAUACUCUGGAGAGGAGACAAAAUGCCUCUAUCCUCAGCCUGAAGGUUAUGGUUGGUAUUCACAAUGAUCAAAUCAGUAGCUGCUGGCUGUUUGUGAUAUAUGUAUAUCUCAUGAGUUUCUAACAAUCUUUUUUUUUUUUAGUACUACUCUAAACAAAACAAACUAAUUAUGCAUGCAUAUAAAUUCACUUACGAUAUUAAUAAUAGUAUUAUAGUAGUAUUUUUAGAAUUCAUACAUAGUGAAACAACAAAUACACACAGGUCUGCCGCCAGCGGGUGACAACCAUGACAGUUGUCACGGGUCUGGCGGUACUGGGGGGCCCCCCAUUCCCAAUGUGCACACAUAUACGUAGCUAUUAUCACUAUAUAUGUGCCUUGGCAGCGGUGGAACUACCUCCGGUGCAGUCGAUGUGGCUGCAUCGGGGGCCCGCAUGCUUUCUAAACCAAAUCUUUUAAUGGUUUACCCUACACUCAAACCCAGGGCAAACAACAGCAAACAUGAUAGCAACUUAGUAUUGGUCAGGCCGAAUGGGACAUUUUAAGCACCAAAAUAACAUUUAUGGAGUGGCUUUAGUAUAGAUUAUGCCCCUUCAGUCACACUCCUCAAUAACGUGCUAAUUAGGAGUUAAAUCACUUUGUUUCAGAAAAACAAACUUGCACAGUCUGUAGCUCUAGCCAGUGGCACACCACCCCGGUAUGUGACUCUCAAAGCCCAUCUAGAUACUUCCUGAAAAGGAGUCUAAAUUUGAAUUUAGAAUUCCUUAUCUCGUGCUAUGUGAAUUAUCUACUGGAGCCUGCAACAGUGUCCUGUGCAUGAUUAAAGUGCAAAUAACAGAGAAAGAGAUAAAAGCUUCUAAAGUAAACAUACUGUAUAAUAAGGUAAAAUUGUAAUUCUUCAUUCAUGGAGCCUGUGUGUCACAGCCAGAAAAGAUAUGGCUAGGGCUGCAUAAACAAAGUGAUUUAAUUCAUAAAUGGCAGACAAUUAAGCAGUGGGACUGCAGGACCAUCAACUAUAGAACUUUAUUAAGCUAAAUUUGUGGUGCUUAGAGUGUUCCUUUAAUGUAUAAAUGAAAGAGAAUCAGUCUGCAAGCAGACAGAGAACAAACUGGUCCAGACAAAAGUUCUAUAGGAGAGUGUCAUAAGUGACCAAAAUGAUGCCAGCUGCUUUGAUUCCCAAAAUAAAAAUUUAGCAAGUCAGAAUGACUGCAAUAAGCCACCAGAGUAGAGCAGACCACAUCUGAAAGGACACCAGAAUGACACACGACACCAUGCAACUGAAGUUCAAUGAAAAAGCAUGUGACGAUGUUUUGGUCACCCAUUGUGACCUUUGUCAAAAAAUUUCCUGACUUGACAAAGAGCACACAGUGUGACCAAAACCUUGUUACUAAGUUUAAAAAAUAUAUAUAUGUUAAUAUACGGUAAAGGUUCAGGUAAAUAUACUGUAAAAACUUUGACCUUAUUUAAUUUAGAGCAGCAAUGAACCUAAUUUGAAAGGACACUUCAGCUAAAAAACAUUGUUUUAAUAAAAGUUACCCUUUAAUCAUUAUGAUGGUUAUGAAAGCUCAGAGCAGGAAAUUAAUUUCAUCAAACUUACCCCAUUAUGAAAAAGAAAUCUAUACGUAUUUUGUGAUAAAUGUAUUUCCAGGUGAGUAGAAUUCAUUGUUGCGUUCCUUAAUUCAGUAUUACUAUUUAAUGUUGAUUCCCUCUUUUGGAGUUGUGUGCAUUCUUGUUGUAGUGAUUCUUUCCAUUUAUUUAUAGAAAAUUGUGAUCCUAAUCAUGAUUGUAAUAUAACAUUGCUUACAUUACAGGCUUCACAGGUUGGUGAUCCCCGAAAAUUUUCCUUGGCUGAAGUAGUGGUGCGAAUUUUGGCAGUCAACAAGCAUGCCCCACGUUUUGGUUUUGCCCAAUACCAAGCCUUUGUGCAGGAAGAUCAUAGUCCUGUGGCCCUUGUCAGCACUUACAAUGGCCGAGUGCUCUCACUAAUGCCUUUUGAUGGAGAUUUCCCAGAUGUAAGAAAUGUAUUUUUAUAAUUAUUAAUAUUUAUAAAGUGCAAAAAAAUUCUGCAACGCUGUACAAUGGGUGGAAUAAUAGAAAAGUAUUUGUAACCACACCAGUUGAAUGCAUAGGAACAGACAGGGUUGAGAGCCCUGCUAAAAUGAGCUUAAAUUCCAGAGAUGCCACUUCCACCAGUUGACAUGUGUUUCCAGAAAUGUUUCUUUUUGCAUAUUUACUUUUGUUCUUUACUUUUCUUUGCUUUCCUGUUCUGAUAUUUUCAGGGAACAAAUCCAGAGAUUCAUCUUAGUCUGAACUUCCUGGCCAAUGACAGCCAGCUUUUUCAGCUCACACAGAGUGGCCUACUGAUAGCCAAAUCCAACAAACUGCAGUCAACAGAAACGUAUCCCCUUCAGGUAAUCUACCAUCAAUAGGUGGACACAGAAUGUAUUUUUUUUUUCUCAAUUUGUCAACGAAUUUGCCUUUUAUUUUUUGCUGCCCAUCUCCACACCAUGAAUUGAGGUGUCUGCCCAGACCCCUACCGCUAAGGGUUCUAGUGCUAGCACAAUAAGGAGUGGGGAUAGUGAGCAUCCCUGUUGGGUUCCAUGUGAGAUUUUAAACUGGUCCAGAAGAAAGCCUGCAUUAAGCACUUGGCUGCGGGUUUUGGGUACAGUGCCCUGACCGCCAAAAGAAAGAUCCCCGGAGCACCAAUUUUGGCAGCACCGUUUCCAGAAACUUCCAGUUCAGACGGUCAAAGGCCUUCUCUGCAUCGAGCGAUAGGAAUAAACCUUUGCGAUUAGUGGUACGGAGGUCGUGUAAGAUGUUCAGCACUUUACACGUGUUAUCUGAGCCCUGUCUCCCUUUGAUGAAUCCAACUUGGUUGUUGGGAAUAAUUUCAGGCAAUAUGGGUCCCAGUCAAGUGGCAAAGAUUUUUGCAAAUAUUUUGGCAUCUAAGUUUAAGAGGGAAAUUGGCCUUAAAUUUUGGGGGCAGGUUGGCGACUUGUCUGGUUUUGGCAGUGUGACGACAUGUGCAAGUAAGAUUUCAGGUGGUAGUGAUUGGGAGGUUAUUGCAUUGUUAAAGAGCAGAGUCAAUUGUGGGGCUAGCUUGUCUUGAAAUUUUUUGUAGUAAGAAUUAGCAAAUUCGUCGGAAUCGGGUGAUUUACCUGCGGGUAGAGAUUUAAUGGUGAGCUUGACUUCAGCUACUGUUAUUGGUGCCGAUAGGUCUGUUUGUUGUUUUUGGGUUAGUUGUGGUAAUUGUAAAUUAUUUAAAUAGCUUAUGUCUUCCUGUGUAGGUUGAUGGGGCUUUUUGGGUCUUGGCUCAAAUGAUAUAAAUUUGAAUAGUAGGUAGAGAACUCAUUACUAAUGUCUUUUGGGGAUAUUAUUUUGUGGCAAUUCCGUGAUGUUAAGUAAGCGAUUGUUUGGGUAGCUUGUAUUUGUUUAAGUCUGUUGGCAAGUAAUAUCCCUGCGAGUAAUGUGUGGCCUUCAUCUUUCUUAAAUGGAAUCCUACUUGGUGUAGAGCUUGUUGGUGGAUGUUCUGUUUAAUUUGGGACUGUAAGUCCAGUGAUGGGUUUAGUUGGUGGCUUGUCGUUAGUUUGUACAGCUCUUUUUGCCAUUGUAGUAGCUGAUCUUUAUUUUUGUGUGUAGGUAAGACGCCCUUUUGAUGAGUACACCUCAAAUAACUGCCUUAUGGGCUAGCCAUAUUGGGUGGUUUGGUAGGUCUGAGAUCUAGUUAUCCGCAAAAUAUGUUUACAAAUCUGUAAUGAGUGACUUUGCAAAUUCACGGUCGUGUAGGAGGGACUCAUUGAGUCACCAUGGGUUGCGGUUUUUAUAGUCAUACAUGUCUUUCAGUGUCAUAGUAAUAGGUGUGUGGUCAGACCAUUAUUUGCCCUAUCAAGCAGUCCAGCACUUGGUUUAAGUCCGAGCCUCUCACCAGGAAUCUGUCAAUACUUGAGUAUGUAUUGUGGCCUGAAGAGAAAUAAGUAUAUUCUCUAUCGCCAGUGUGGGUUGUUCUCUAUAUGUCAUACAACUGGUGUGUCGAUAGACGUUUAACAAGGGCAUUGCAUUGUCUUUUUAAUGGGCGGUAUCUGGGGCUCUGAGGAGAUAGUGUAGUGUCUAGGCUGGGGUCUAACACAUGGUUAACAUCUUCGUAUAUUAUCAGAAUACCUUGUUGAACAGAGUUAAGUCUCUGGAGGACUUUAUAUAGGAAAUUGCAUUGCUGUGCAUUGAGUGCGUAAAUGUUGGCUAUGAUGUAGAGAACAUUGUUAAAUUUACCAAUGAUUAUUGAAAAUCUCCCUUCCCUAUCAAGCUCCUGUGACAACAGUUCAAAUGCAAUCUGCUUGCCAAUCAGUAUCAGCUAAGAUAGUCAAAUAAAUGUUAUAGGUUGUAUUAGACCUUAUUCUAAUCAAAAAUGUGAUUCAUAAAAGAUAUAAAAGGUUAUAUAAUAAAAAUACAAGCUCAGUAAAAGAUAAAAUUAAAACAAUAAUAAAGCAAUGCUAUUGUGAUUUAAUUUGAUCUUUUACUGACCUUGUACUUUUAUUAUUUAACCUUUUAUAUCUUCUAUGAAUUUAUUUUUUGAUUAGAAUAAAGUCUAAAACAACCUAUAACAUUUGACUAUCUUGGCUGUCAUUGCAUCUCAUUGUUUUAGCGUCCUCACUUUUAUAGUCACCGUCUACUAUUUGUUUAUUAUAGGCUUUUUGGAGUGUGCCUAUCGAGUGGCUGCUUUCUGUGUUGAGAUCCUUAUAUAUGGAUCUACCCCCCAUUAUAUGCCAAUCCGUAUCGACACCUCUGGGCUUGGUGGGGGAAGUGUAGUGGAAUUGGUGUGGAUAGGCAGUGGAGAGAAUUGUUGGGUGUGCACCAGUUUUGAAAUGGGUAUCUUGUAAGCAGACCACGUCUGCGUUUUGCAUUUUAAAGGUCUCUUCCUAGGUGGUGUCUCUGCACUGGAAUGUUUAACCCCUGUACAUUGUGGCUGUAUAUUUUCAUGGGGGUUCAAAGGGAAACAUAGUAAUAAACAAUAACCAGUACAAUGAAAUUACUAAAGGCAUCGCCCUUCCCAGCGGCUUUGCUUCGAGCCAAGCGAUAUCUCCUCUCAAGCCUUUCCCCACACCUCCCUCGGCCAACGUGCAUUUUCACGUCCUGUGAUAUACUCAUGCUAUGUCCUCUCCGGAACUUGGGCCCUUGCAAAAGUGGAUUUAAGAGUAGUUCGGUAAAGGUUCGGUAACUGGUAGGUUGAUUUGUUGCAUUACUUUAUAGGUCAUUACAAAAUAACAAGAAGAAAGGGGAAAAUAGCAUAACCAAAACAAGGAAACAUACUGAGCUAUUGUAUUUGACAUAGAAUGUAUCUAUAAAAUUAUAAAAUAAAAAAAAAUAAACCACUUUCCUUUACUUAUCUUCAUUAUAUGCUGUACAGGAAAAUUUUAUAGUUUUUGAUAUGUUUGUUAAUGAUUAUAUAUUUUGUGUUACUAUUUUGGCACUAUGUUUGUUCACAGGUUAUUGCAAGGGACAGAGAGUCUGGGGAAACCGCACAUUGUAUGGUGUAUGUAAAUGUCUUGGCUCGUGGUCAAGCAGGUAUGUAAUAAAAGGAAAGUGUAUCUUUACAGGCUUUAUGCCCUUCUAAAACAUUCUUCAUUACUCAUCUAAACAUUUAAUCAGGAUGUUCAGUCUACUAAAUUCUACCUCUUGGUGUGUGUCUCUGGGUAAAAUAAAAAGUGUCAUAAUUUAAACUUUAAAAUGUUCUUCCUUUUACAUUUAUUAAACAUACCAAUUUUACCACACUGUGACCAGGGCUGGAUUUUCAUCUCAGGUGCAAGUUUCACAGGUGCUUUAACAUCCUACUCACCUCCCAAAAAACUACAACUCUAUUGGCCAUGAGACUGUCAGCCACUAUAUGCUGCUCCUUGAAACCUUCAACAAUUCAGCAUGACACUACUGAAUGCAUACAAUACGUCUCUAUGAAAACAUGCAUCCAGCAAUAACCUCCAACUGAACAUUUUCCAGUGUGUUAGCUAUGUUAUCCCUAUUUCCAUAUUCUUAUAUGUCACUCACAUUAACACUGUAUUUUCCAAGCAUAAUUUAUCCAAAAAACCAUGCUAGAUACUGUGUGAAUAGUUACUAUUUUUAGUAGUAGGAUAAUUUGCCAGCCAUUAUCUUUGGUGAUAUGCAUCAUUAUAUUUUUAUGGUAUUAUCCACUUCAUGUGUUGUACUCUGUUUAACAUCUUAUACUUUUGUUCUUAGACAUCUAUAUGUUGUGGUUCUAAGAAUAGGGCUUCUCUAAACUUCAAAGUUGAAUAUAUAAAUGAUCAGUACACCUAUGUAAUUUUUAGAGUUAAACCCAUGAGUGGGUUACAGGUAAAAGGCAAACCCUUGCAAAUCACCAUUGCCAGAGAAAGCCUGACGAUAGAAACAGGGUCCAAAAGGAGUUUGUGGUAGCACAGUGAUUUUAUUAAAUAAUGCAAUAGAAGAAACAUCCAGGGAUAUCUUGUCAGUACAUCAGAGCUAGUGAGAGAUGCAGCAGGAUAUCUGCCAGGGGUCAAAUGUAGACAUAGGUAGGACAGAAAAUGGAAACUGAAAUAUAGAAAUGAUCCAAGGGAAGCAGGACUACUAGCAUCAGGGAUGCACAAUAACAAAACAAGAUGUUGUGUGGUUUUAUAAGUGGAGACUGACAUGUGCAUUGCCAGGAACGAACUACUCGAUUACCUAGUGCAGGGGUGCCCAAAAAGAAAAUCCCCAGAUGUUUUAAAAAAAACAGAAAUUUUUACUUACAGUAAAUUCUUUUUUUCUUAAUAUGGUGGCAGUACCUGUGGGUUGUGCCUCCUUAAUUGGGACAAGCAUCUACAAGAUAUGAGUUAAUUAAAAGUCUCUUCCCUUUAUCCCAUAAAGAGCUUCCCCCGGCAAACCCACCUUCAAAGCAAGAAAAACACACCACACAAGUCAAAUACAACAAGUAUUGUCUGUUGAUGUAAGAGACCACUGUAUUGUUGUCUGACUGUAUUCUUACAGGCCUCUUUUCUAUCCAAGAUCUGAAUCGGUGAAGAACUGCCUUCAAUUCUCUGUAAUUUGUUGACCUGUUUAUCUUCUGUGGACCAAGUACCUUGGCACAUUAACGAAUUUAGAUGAGCGCCCCAGCCUACGUUUGACACAUCUGUGGUGAUGGCCACCCAUUCUUUUGGUCUGAAGGUCAGACCUGCUGAAAGGAAACUUGAAGUUUUCCACCAGUUUAACUGAGCUUUCACCUAAAGAGAUAUCUGGAGAUACAAAUCUAAGUCAGUAUCCAACUGUGUUCCUGAAACACUUGUUUGUGAACCUUUUCCAACAGUAAACUUCUGGAACUUGCUAUAAGCAGCCAAUCGUCCAUGUAGGGAAUGAGCUUGACACCCUGCCCCCUUAGAUAAGCUGCUACUGGCCUAAGAACCUUUGUAUAUAUUCUUGGGGCUGAUGACAGACCGAAAUGGAGGACUUUAACUGGAAAUGUAAAAUCUCUUUUCCCCUUUUUAUGGCGAAUCUAAGGAAUCUUCUUGAGGUAACUGCCAUAGGGAUAUGAAGGUAAGCAUCCCUGAGAUCCUGCUUCACCAUUAAAUCUCCUUUCCGAAGUAAUAGUUUCCAUUCUGAAACUUUGGGUUUUUUUAAAUCUAGGAUCGACCGAAAGGAAUGGUCUGGUUUCGAGAUUAGGAAGAGUCUUGAGUAGACCCCUUGGAAUUCCUGGGUCACUUGAACCUUUUUCUUUUUUUCUUUUUUUUUAAUAGCAGAACCGUUUCGUCAAAUAGAGCUUCUGAUUUUCGGGAGGAUAGAUAAAGCGAAAUGAGGAAUUCUGGUUUGGGCAGGUUUGGAAAGUGCAAUCUGUACCCUCUUUUCACCAGAUUUAGAAUCCAUGGAUUGCUUGUAGUUUCUUCCCAUAUUUUGAAGAAAUGCUGGAUUCUGCCUCCUACUCUCUUGGUGUCAGAAACGCCUACCUUUGUCAGAUCUAUCCCCUUUUUUCUCCUCAAACCUCAGAUUUUUUCCUCUUUUCUAAAAAUAACAAGGCCUAUUCUGGUAGGUUCUUUUAUUCCUAUACUGGAAAUUUUUAUAACCAGGCUUCCAAUAAAAUUUCCUGUCUUGAGGAAAGGCUUUUUUCGUCUCAGACAUCUGUUUAAUGAUCUACUCUAAAGGAGACCCGAACAGCUUUUGUUUUUCCAAUGGGAGUUCACAGAGGACCGAUUUUGAGGCUGUAUCCGCCGUCCAGGCUCUAAGCCAAACGGCUCUACGGCAACUGAAGAUAAGCCCAUGAUUCUGGAAGCCAACUUGAGCACUUCAUUCGUCAUAUCCAUAAUAAAGGUAUUAGACAAUUUCACAUUUUAUAGCAACCUAACCAGUUGCUUGUCUGGAGAGUCCAACAUCAUCUCCUCUAAAGAUUGCAACCACAAGUUACUCUGGAUACUGCUGCCCCUGCCAGCAAAGCUUUACAUUGGAAACCAGCCGACAGGAAAGCACGCCUGCUAUCCAUAGGAUUCCUUAAAGCUACUGCUUCCCCUAUUGGAAUAGUGGUCUUUUUAGAAAGCUGAGCCACCUGGAUAUCCACUUUAGGCAAUUUGUCCCAUUUAACAUCAUCCGUAAUCUUGAACAAUUCUUUAAAAUUCCAGGAGAUAAAGGCUCGCUUUUCCAGGUUUUCCAUUCUCUGUAAAUAAGGUCAACCAGGGCCUGAGGUACAGGGAAACCUUUCUUACACUUAGCAGUAUCUUCCUGCAACAAACUCUGAUUCACUUCCUUUGUGAAUUUCCUAAGUUCAUCAGGUGGGAACCCAGACUCUACACAAGAUGAUAAACUAGAGUCAGCAGUAGACGAACAUUAGCCUGAAGAUGUCAGAAUUAGAAGAAGACCUUCUUUUUCCGGUUCUAAGGACCACCUAAGGCACGGCAGCAGAAACCUUAUGUGACUCUUUAAACGAAUUCAAAGUCUGAGCCAGGUUAUCCUGAAACCAGGACAGGAACGAUUGCAUAUCCUUUUGUUUGGAUUUUUCCAAAGACAUUGCUGCACAUUGAUUGCACACUUUAUUCCUAGUGCCAUCCGGUAGGGGGGUGGAACAAUUAUUGAAAACGAAAUGUUUGGCUUUGGAUGAGGCCUUCCUAGUUGCAGGAGUAGGCAUGUCUUUAUCCAUUUGCUGAGGGCUAGACAUAUCUGAAACAUAACAGAAAUAUACCUUUAAGACCCUAAACCGUGAAGGCGCCCCCUGACCCGCCCAUAAUUACAAAGCCGAAACAUAAAUACCUGAAAGGGCUCCAGGACCUCCAUGGACAGAGCCAUGCCGCUCAGCCUACCACCUGGGCAGCUAUCAGGCUUCUUCCCCUAGACAUCAACUUGUGUGCCUCACCUCAAAUAGAAGCUUGAUCUGUCCCGUGCUGGGAUAAGAAAGAACUGUGGUGGGUUUGCCGGGGGAAGCCCUUUAUGGGAUUAAGGGAAGGGAUUUUUUAUUAACUCCAAUCUUGUAGAUGCUUGUUCCAAUUAAGGAGGCACAACCCAUAGGUACUGCCAUGAUAUGCCAGAAAAAUACAGCUUCCAUAAGGCUUUUAACAUUCUAACUCAUUCUAAAGGGAUGCAAAGCAUCAUAAGAGUUAUAGUUCUACAUCAUCUGGGGAUCUACCUUUUGGGCACCACUGGCCUAGUGCAUGCUGCGUCACUUAGGGACGCAAGAGAUUUUAAAAUCAUAGCUGCGUGUACAUGUGGUGUCUUGACUGACAAGAGUCAAGACGCUACUGUCUGGCACCAGAUGUAAUGGAUGCAUUGUGAUAUGAGUAGAGCUAAUGCACUUCAAUCAAUGGUGAAGUUCUUACCAGGGAUUUCUUCGUUUUUUAAUAUAUCUCCUUCAGGCGGAUGUUUUACAGUGUUCAUUUAUGUUUCCCAGCUCCACGGGACCCAUCAGAGCCACGGCCUAUGUUUAAUCUGCCAGACCUACCUCUUGUGGCAGGUGGAUUGGGUGCUCUUGUGCUAUUGUUAGGAGUCCUGCUUUAUCUGUUUAUUCGACUACUGAAGAGUCAUCGACAGCAGCAGCAACAGAUGAGUCGGACAUCAUUAGUAACAGAGAAAGACACAAGCGUGGUAUGAAAAUACAUCUGCCUUAAUACUAAUCUGUUUUAUAAAGUUUGUAAUUACUAAAGUGCUAACAUCGAAUAAAAAAAAAAAUUGCAAUGCUCCGAGUACAGAAUCUAAACUGGAAAUAACUAGAUUACAUAAUACAGGGCUUGAGAAAUUUGUUUGAAAUCCAGGAGCCAGCUAAAAAAAAUUAGGAGCCAGAUUUUUAAACGUCAAAAAUACAAUUCUAAAAGAGACACUAUAGUCACCAGAACCACUACAGCUUAAUGUAGUUGUUCUGAAAUCUCUAUACUGUCCCUGCACGCUUUGAAAUGUAAACACUGACUUUUCAGACUAAAAUUUACAUUGUUGCCUGGUAACACCAUUAGUGACAGUCACUCAAACGGCCUCCAGAAGGGCUCCCCCGGUCAGUUCUGCACAGUGUACAGCACCUACAUUAAUGCCCCCCGUAGGGAUGUAUUGAUUCAAUGCAUCUCUAUGAGAAAAAGUUAAUUGCGCAGCAUGGCGUUUUUCUGUGCAUGCACAAUAGUCUCCCAAUGUUUUUCUAUGGGGAAGCAUUGGGUUGGCUCAGGUCAUCAUGAUUGAUGAUCUCACCCAUGCAAGUAGAGCCAGACAUGGCAUCACCAGCACAGCGUGGGAAAAGGGGCGAGUAAAAAUACCUUUCCAAUGUGGUUGGAGAGGGGCAGGUCACCUAAACACACACUCACUGACAAACAGACACACUGACUUGAUACUCACACACACAUUCACUGAUUUCACACACUCACACACACUGCAACACUCACACUGAUUCACAAAUCAUUACUUUUAUUAUUUUUAAAUCCACCCAGCCUCUCUACCUAUGGGAGAGCUAGAGUGGAUUAGCUUUCCCAGAAGUCCAGUGGGGCUGCUGUCACCUCCCUGCUCUGCUCCCUAGACCGCUGUUUAGUGAUGUGGGGCCGGAAUUACGUCAUAUUCCGACUCCCAGCAUCACUGGAGGGCGCACGAGGGAGCAGGGCUUAUGCACGUCUGAGCUGGCAGGCAAUCGGUCGGCUCAUUGCCAGCCUCAGCCCUGCGUAAGCCAACUUCCCACCUUCAAUCUCAGGCAGCCAGUCACCUCAGGCAUUGAACAGGCUCAUAAAUCCCAGGCACCAGGACAAAUCUUCUGGUCGCCAAGGCGACCUGGGAUUUGUCAGACCUUGACAUAACAGACAAAUAUUUAUCAGCUAUGCACUGGGCACGUUUAUGAUGGUUAUCUAGCGGCUGACGGCACCACUAACCUUAUUUAAAUUUUUUACCUUUACUGCUGCUGUGAAGAGCUUGAAAUGGUUCCAACCGGUAAGUUGUGAGAGAACAUUGGUUUGAUAUAAUAUUUAUUGUAUGUAGUAUUGUAUCUUAAAGGUGGACUUGACUUUGAAACGUACCACGAAAAUUAGAGGAAGCAUACGUUAAUGAAGCAGUUUUGUUGUAUAGAUUAUGCUUCAUCAGUCUCACUGCUCAUGUCUGUGCCAUUCAGAAGUUAGAUCACUUUGUUUUUGCAGCCCUAGCAACACCUUUUCUGGCUGUGAUUUAUGCAGCCUACUUGAAAAAGGUGUCAUUUCUACAGCAUAUUGAUUUGUUUUAGAUUGUAUCUCUUGCUCCUUUUAUUGAAUUUUAAUCACACAAAGGAGGCUACUACAGACUCUAGUAUGCAACAAACAUUCAAAAUUUAACACAAUGUGUGCAAUAAAAGAAGCUACAAAAAUUGCACUCUUUUUCAGGGAUUGUGUAUGGAUGGGAGUCUCAACUGGGGUGUGUGCUAUGGCUUAAAAAAUAAAGUGAAUAGACUUCCUCCCAUCACUUGUGAAACCGCAUUGGAUGAGAAAUCAGUAGCUGCAGCCCUGUAUCCUGCAUUAAAGGGUGAAAAAAAAUGCCAUGCGCUAAGGUUUAAAUCCAUAUUUAUAAAGGACGUUGUCAGUGGGUGGAGCCUAGCCGUCAAGCUGAGCAGACGUGUGGAUCAUGGGCUCCUGCAAAACAAGCAGAUUUCUGGGGUUUAACCCCGGCCACCUAGAGUCUUAACCCACCGAGAGGCAUCACUACCCUCAGGGGGCAUGCGCACAUUAGCCUGAUCCACUGCGCUGGCCUGCUGCAAUAGAGCCGGGGAGAUGCGGCCGAUCUUCCCGCUCAUCAGCAACCGAAUAGUCCUUACUCGCUCCUAACUCCUAUGUUUAUAGUGAUCUAUUCCUAUUCUUGUUUUACAUUUGAUCUUUACUUUAAAACCUAGCCCCAGCGGUCUUAUCCUACCUACUCGCCACCUCAAGACCACUAGUAAGGCAGGAUACUUAUAGUAACAUGGUUCCAGUGGCCAACGCUUAAGCCAGAUGCUCAUAUAGGCAAGUCUAAUCUCUUGCAGCGAGCUUCGUUAUCAUAUAGCCAGCAGCAUCUGUAGAAGUGUAGUCAGCGUGCUUAAAGGACCACUAUAGGCACCCAGACCACUUCAGCUUAAUGAAGUGGUCUGGGUGCCAGGUCCAGCUAGGGUUAACCCUUUUUUCUAUAAACAUAGCAGUUUUAGGGAAACUGCUAUGUUUAUAUUAGGGUUAAUCCAGCCUCUAGUGGCUGUCUCAUUGACAGCCGCUAGAGGCGCUUGCGUGCUUCUCACUGUGAUUUUCACAGUGAGAGCACGCCAGCGUCCAUAGGAAAGCAUUGUGAAUGCUUUCCUAUGAGACUAGCUGAAUGCGCGCGCGGCAGUGCAUUCAGCCGAGAAGGAGGAGAGCUCCCCGUCCGGCACUGGAGAAAGAGGUAAGUUUAACCCCUUCCUCACCCUAGAGCCCAGCGGGAGGGGGACCCUGAGGGUGGGGGCACCCUCAGGGGACUAUAGUGCCAGGAAAACGAGUACGUUUUCCUGGCACUAUAGUGGUCCUUUAACUACACAUUACUUAGCCUAGCUUGUUUGCAUAGCUAUACAGCUCACAUAAGUUCACUCACUGUUUAAAAAACAAAUGUGCAUGUCAUGUUUUCACUCCUCUGAUCAUCUCUCCUCGAAAUUUAUGCCUGGCUAACUUACUUAAAGGACCACUCUAGGCACCCAGACCACUUCAGCUUAAUGAAGUGGUCUGGGUGCCAGGUCCAGCUAGGAUUAACCCAUUCUUUUAUAAACAUAGCAGUUUCAGAGAAACUAUGUUUAUGAAUGGGUUAAGCCUUCCCCCAAAGCCUCUAGCGGCUGUCUCAUUGACAGCCGCUAGAGGCGCUUGCGUGCUUCUCGCUGUGAUUUUCACAGUGAGAGCACGCCAGCGUCCAUAGGAAAGCAUUGUGAAUGCUUUCCUAUGGACUGGCUGAAUGCGCGUGCAGCUCCUGCCACGCAUGCGCAUUCAGCCGAAGAGGAGGCGGAGAGAAGGAGGAGAGCUCCCCGCCCGGCGCAAGGAAGGGUGGGGUCAGACAAUAGCAAGGGCUGAUGGGAGAUUGAGGAGGGACAGGGCAGCUAGUUUAAACUGCUUUGGCAGUGUCCAUGGGACAACGCCCUGCUGGGGAAACAAUAGGACAGGAAAAAGGGGGGAUGGAGAGAUGCACAGACUAGCAAUGCAUUCAACAUACCCUGCAAAAAUAAUAAGCACAAUGUGACAAAACACAAAAGAGAUUUGGGAGCCCACCCAUAGUGUCUGUCUUUCAUCCCCAGUGAUGGUGACUACCGUCACAGCGGCCAUUGUGUGGACGGAGCUGAGCCAGCGCCGAGGGACAUCGGUGCUGGACCCAGGUAAGUGACAGAAGGGGCUAUUAACCUCUUCUGCACCACGGUGGAGAGGGCCUUGACAGAGGGGGAAGCUAUAGUGCCAGAAAAACAAGUUUAUUUUCCUGGCAGUACAGUUUCUCUUUAAGCCCACCAUGUCCUGUCUCAUGGAAUGGUUUGAAUGCAAUAGUUUACCUUCUGCAGCAGAUAGUACAAUGUUUAAGAAACAUUCCAAACACAUGCACUAAACGACAUUAACUUAAAGGGGCACUGUAAGCACCAAAACAACAUUAGCAUUAGAUUAACAUUAGAUAAUACACCAACAGUUUGCAUAGUGAGGGGCAGCCACCAGGCGACCGUCUCUAAUGCUGGUGUACUGGCAGGGCCGGAUUAACAUAGCAGCAUGCUAAUUUAGCUCCAACUCAGCAUCCCAUGCCCAAAUUUGACUCUUUCUCCUAUAUUACUCCUGGAUAGUGCUGAGAAGAAGUGAUACCCCAUAUCAUUUUCUCCCAGCACUCUAUGAAAACUGCACAAGAGGGAAAUCCUGCACUAGCCACACAGCUGAAUCUCUUUUGGACUCAAGGAAAGCCAUCAUUGGCGAGGGACCUGCAAUCUGUCAGGGCCAUGGAUCUGGUUUAUGGAGGGUCACAUUAGUGGACUUGCCUCCAGGCACCUUGUGACCUAACUAGACCUCUGAAUUAAGGAGUUAGUUCCUGUUUGUGCAGCUCUAGCCACACCUCUGCUAACUGUGACUCACAAUCUCUGUGGGGGGUGGGAAUGGUUUAAUUUUAAGUAGUAUAUUACAGCAUACUGUGUUUACUUUAAACGUUAUUUUUUCCUGCUCUGUUAAUCAGACUUUAAUUAUACACAGGAGGCUAUUAACAGAGCAGGAGAUAAGAAUUUCUAAAUUAAACACACUGUGCAAUAAGGGAAGCUAAAAAAAAAUGUAGACUCCUUAUUAAGGAAGCGUGUAGGGAGGCUGUAUGAGGAUCUUCCAGGGGAGGUAUGGCUAGGGCUGUGUAAACAAAGUGAUUUAUCUCUCUUUUGAGUUUAGUCCAACUGAUUUAAACAACUGGGAAGUAACAGUACUAAUUGUCUGACAGCUGGAGGGGUGGGGACACACUGUAGGCACCCAGACCACUUCUGCCCAUUGGAGUGGUCUGGGUGCCAACUCCCACUACCCUUAACCCUGCAAGUUUAAUUAUUGCAGUUUUUUAUAAACUGCAAUAAUUACCUUGCAGGGUUAACUCCUCCUCUACUAGAGGGCACUUCCGUGUCUAUAGCACAGGUCGCUCAAUUCCCCAUAGGAAAAGCAUUGAAAGCAUUUUCAUUGCUUUCCUAUGGAGAGCUCUAAUGCGCGUGCGCGGCAUUGCCGCACAUGUGCAUUAGGUCUCCUCAGCCGGCGGGCGGGAUCAGUCUCGCCCACCGGCUGACGUAAGGAAGAGGAGGAGCGGCGGCGAGGUCUCAGGUAAAUGACUGAAGGGGUUUUCACCCCUUCAGCAACUUGGGGCGGGGGGUGGGAGGGAGAGGGUACCUGCAGUGCCAGGAAAAUGGAUUGUUUUCCUGGCACUGGAGUGUCCCUUUAACCAUUGCUGCAUCCAUACCAACUUGCCACUGUACCUUCAUCCAUAUCAUUAAUCUUGUGAUUUCACGGUCAUUUUAGACAGUUCUACAUUCAAAGUCAAUACUCUAUUUCCUCACAAUUAGGGUAAUCAAUGUGUGAAUAUUUGGAUUAUCAGUAUAUGAGUAAUAUCUUUUAAUAGAGAUUUUUAUAACUCAAAUUUAAAAGCAAUGUGUUUUUUUGUUUUUUGUUUUUUAGGUGACUUCUAGCAAAGCUGCUUCACAGACAGAAGAACAGGGUUACCAAAAUGCUGCUUAUAGUGAGACUCCUGGAGAAGAAAGUACUCACCAAGAGAAGGGCCAGGGACCCCCAAAGAGUGGACAGAGCAAGGAGAGUAGUAAGACUGAUGCACCUCCAGGGAAACAGAAGAGGGCACCAGCUGUAGCAGUGAUAUCUCCAGGCAACCAGUGUAGUGGAAGUUCUCCAUGCAUAAAUAGGGAAAAGGCAGGUAUGUGUCUUAAAAUGACAACGGGGAUGGAAUCAUGAUUUGCAGCUACAACUUCUGUCCACAUAUUGUGGACUGUAAUUGAUGUUAUUUAAAGGUGGGCUUCACCUUCAAGCUGAGGUUAUGAUGUGAUUUACUGUGAUGAGAUCUCCAAGUGCCCAUAAAAACACAAUUUUAAUGGCACUGCUAUUGUUGUCCCUAGCCUCAGUAUAAUUAUUUAGGGUUAAGGCAUUAUCCACAUUAUUAAGGGGGCACACCUACACCAGAGAUGUUAUGGACUGUAACAAUAACUCUAGUUCAGGAUGACCGUUUUAUGGUCUCCAGUAGCACCAUAUGUAAUGGCAUGUUAGGGUGAUCUUGAUGUACACAGUACGUACAUUACGUGCUAUUAUGGCUACCAUUAUCGCUACUAUGCCUUUACUGCCCUGAGUGGGGCUCUUUAGCUGUGUCACUCCCCUUUGUGGUAAGACUUUACACUGCAUCAUUGUUACACUCCUUACUGAUCCACCCCAGCGCAUGUUAUCCACAAGGGCUAGGGGGCACCUUCCAAGUGUCCUUAUUUAGGAGGCACAGUCCAUCUCCCUUUUUCCUCUUUUCUAUAAGCGUCAUAUUGUUACUGUAUCUGAAUGUAUAACGGCGCUCCACAUCAAAUAUGCCCAAAGUAAUCUUUACAAAGUAAUCUAUAAGAUACUCACAAUAACGAAUAUAUGAGUAUCCACUGGAAAUCAAAUAACCAAACUAAUAAAUGUAAAUAAAUACUAUGAAAGAUAAUAGAUGGAAAUACAUACAAUGGGAGAAUACAAUAGAAAGAAUACUAGCAAAAGAUCAGACGGAAAAAGAAAUAAAUGCCUAAUGGCUUACCUCCCUUCUUAAUGUCUCUAAAAAUAAUCACUAAAGUUCACAGACUUAGACUUUAAUAUAAUCCUCAAUAGGUCAAUGUCUGUGACUACAGUCUUCUAUCAAUAAAAAUAAUAAGAGACAUUAGGGACUUGCUAAUACCCAGUGGGAUUCAAGAAUGCUCAGAAUAUAAGCAUACUGAUAAAUUAAACUACUACUUUGUGAUAUAAGGAUAUAGAUAACCUUAGUAGGAAAGAAAACCAACUAUCAUGGAUAAAUAGUAGUAUCACGCAUCGUGUUUUGAGGGUUUUUUUUGUGAGUAUCUUAUAGAUUCCUUUAUUAGGGGUUAUGCCCCAGGACACUUCUGGAGUGUCUUAUAAGGUGUGAUUCUACAGGCUGAGUGGAUUAGUCUGUUUCUAGACAGCCACCACUUGUAGAUGUUUUUUCCUCUUGUAUAGUAUCUUUACAAAGUAGUCUUUAAACUACAGUAAAUGUUCUUUUUUCGAAAUGACAUUAGUUGCAUAAAUUUGUACUAGUAUGUCACCUAAAUUUUCUCAGAACUAUCCUAAACUUUGGAAACACCCCUAUAAUAAAAGUGUCAAUUUUUAUUAAUUUGAAAUGUUGGUAAGUAUACAUUAAUCCAGCACUCUUAGAAAUAAAGCGAUAUUGUGGAGUGUGCGGAUUAUCCCCAUUGCUCCCGUAUAAAUGCAGCUCCAAUGAUGAUUGAAAUGUUCACACUGCUAUUUGGAUAGUGAUUUUAAAAGCAUUCAAGUUUUGUUGUCACACUAUGGAGGGAGAUGAUCCAUGCUUCUUUUUGCCCUAUAAAUCCUGCAUUUCUUUUUUGCAGCCGAGCCUCUGAAUACCAAGCAAAGUAUUCAGGAAGUAGACAUAUCCACAGAAGCCAAUUCCAAAAAAAUAGGGAUCACCCAGGCCUUGGUGAUUAAAGAAGGAGUGGACAGUCAUCCAAUGAAAAUGAAACCAGAACCAGUGGAGAAUAACAGCCUCGCAGCUGUCACUGAACAAAAUCCAUAUUCUGAGCCAAAUGGAGAACCCGUAGACAGAGAGGAUAGUGUGGCUGCAUGGCCAGAUCCCCCUAUUCUCUCCAGGCUGCCCAUUGUGGUAGAGGUGAACGAGGAGGUAGUAGAAAUUGACGCUGAGCUAAAUGACCAGCAGCAACCAUUAGGCAGUGAGACUAUAACACCAAGCUCACUCAUGCAGCUACUUGAUGAUUCUAUUGAAUGCUAGUCACUUCAAGACUUUGGUGUGAUGCAUCUGAUGGAGUUGUGGGUCUUUCUGUUCAGCUAUUCUGUGCAAUUCUAUGGACACGAUGAUACUGGCACAGUGAGCAUGGUCCAGAACGUACUGAAGACAAAAAUAGGUGGUGCGAACAACAUAUUGUUAACAAUAAACAAUGGCUUAUUUGGGUUAUAUUCAAAGAUUUGAGGAGAUUACAGUCUGUUAAUAGUGAGUGAGUGAGUGUGUGUGUUUUAUUUUUGCAAAAAAGAAAAUAAUAAAUAAUCUAUAAUAUUGUGAGAAAUUGAAAAAUACUUAAAGGCCCAAUAUAGGCACCCAGACCACUUCAGCUCAAUGAAGUGGUCUGGGUGCCAGGUCCCUCAGGUUUUAACCCUUCAGAUGUAAACAUAGCAGUAUCAGAGAGUAUCUUCCUGACAGCCGCUAGAGGCGCUUAAACUAAUGAUUGUGGUCCUACAUUGGUCAGCUGCAAAGAGACGUCCAGCUUCGCCUAUUGGAGAAGGCCAGAUGUAGUGGAGGCUGCCUACAACUGUAACCACAAUCUGGUAUAGAGCCCAAACACACACUUGCAACAUUACAGAAGUAAUGUAAUAUUACAGGGUUCAAGUAACACAUACACAUUCAUAACCACCUAUACAAAAUAAAUAAAAUUAUCAUUAGCUGUGUGAAACUGUCAAACUAUAUUUUUAAAAGGCAAAUACAAAUGCACUAUUCGUUUGUGCAGCAAAAAUUAAAAGACCACUACAGUGCCAGGAAAACACACUUUUUCCUGGCACUAUUGUGCCCUGAGGGUGCCUCCACCCUCAGGGUCCCACUCCCGUGGCGCUGAAGGGGGAGGAAGGGGUUAAUCCCUUAUCUCUUUUACAGGGCCGGGCUCCCUCGGCGCUGGGACUCUCCUCGCUCUUCUUCCGCGCGCACGCAGCCAGUCCAUAGGAAAGCAAUAGGAUUAACCCUAUUGUAAACAUUUCUCUGAAACUGCAAUGUUUACAGCAGAAAGGGUUAAACCUAGCUGGACCUGGCACCUAGACCACUUCAUUAAGCUGAAGUGGUCUGGGUGCCUAAAGUGGUCCUUUAAGAUUUGUGCCACUUUGGUUUACUCAAACCAGUCCACUUUCCACCCCAUGUUAUUAAUUUAUUUCAUUUAAAAAAAAUUAAAAACAGCAUUUGUUUGUGCUUAAGAGAUAUGGUGCGUUAUAUUUGGUCAACCUCCAACCACUUUGCAACCAUGUAAUUAAAAUUU